Molecule: messenger RNA, 65372 nt
Organism: Podarcis lilfordi (Lilford's wall lizard)
Lineage: Eukaryota; Metazoa; Chordata; Lepidosauria; Squamata; Lacertidae
Source: the annotation of a GenBank genome assembly
AUGACAGCUAAGGAGCAAGAUCAUCAGCAGGUGAAUGCUUUAUUCCCAGACGAUCCACUUAGAGCAAAGAUAAGAUGUUCGCUCCUCCGAAAUUUGAUGCCUUCCAUGUACAGAACCCAUUCCUCAGUUAAGCCAGCUGCCAGUUAGCCUGGGAGUUCGUUAACUCACUUCCUACCAACUAUGUACUGUGGAAGUAGGUCUGUCACAAGCAUUUUGAUCUUAUUUUAGGGGGCAAUGGUGGAGGGUUGUGUGAAGGCGGUGGUGGUAGAAAGGCUCUUCUCUCCCCAAGGGGCACAAACCCUUGGGGGGGGGGAAAUCCUUUGAGGAUUCAGUGGAAUCAUAGAAUUGUAAAGUUGGAAGGGACCCUGAGGAUCAUCUAGUCCAACCCCCUGCAAUGCAGGAAUAUGCAGUUGUCCCAUGCAGGGGAUUGAACCUGCAACCUUGGUGUUAUCAGCGCCACGCUCUAACCAACUCAGCCAUCAACGGACAGCUGCAAAAGAUUAACCCCUGGUAUCUUCAUUUAUUUAUUUAUUUAUUUAUUUUGAGUUUAUGCAUUUCACUAAUUUUACAAUCAUCUUAACAUUUCCAAACUUGACUUCCUUCCCCCUCUUUCUGCGGUUCCUUAAAUUUCUUUUUAAUAUCUUCGGCAUAUCCAAAUUACGUAACUCGCACAUUUAUUCAUCUUCUUUCAAAGCUGCAGGUUAUUACGAAAAUCCUGCCAAUGUUUUUAUCUGUUUGCAAUUUAUCUGUAAAUAUUCAAUAAGCCAUUUCCGUUCUUUUAUUUAAAAAUUGUUAUCUUGAUUUCUUAUUCUCCCAGUAAGUUUUGCCAUUUCUGCAUAUUCCGUAAGUUUUUGUAUGCAUUCUUCCUUUGCUGGGACUUCUGCUUCUUUCCUUAUUUGGGCAAGUUACAUUCUUCCCGCUGUAGUCGCGUACAUGAAUAAGUUUCUAUACAGUUUAGGUAGUUCUGUCCCUAUAAUUCCCAAAAGAAAAGCUUCUGGGGUUUGUUUGUUUUUAAACAAAGGUUAUUUUAAACAUCCUUUUCAUUCCAUUAUAUAUUAUUUCCCUGGCAUCUUCAGAUCAGUCUGGGAAUAUAUCCAAUCUGGAAUCCUGGAUAGUUGCCUCCAGAGAAUAUAGACAAUAUGUAUACCAGGCAUAGGCAAACUCAGCCCUCCAGAUGUUUUGGGACUACAACUCCCAUGAUCCCUAGCUAACAGGACCGGUGGUCAGGGAUGAUGGGAGUUGUAGUCCCAAAACAUCUGGAGGGCCGAGUUUGCCUAUGCCUGACGUAAACAAUAUGAGAUGCUGAGAUUCCUGCAUUGCAGAGGGUUGGACUGGAUGAUCCUUGGGGGGGGGGUCCCUUCAAACUCUGCAAUUCUAUGACUCUGUAACCAGUGUCUGAUUUGGUAUAAAGAUGGGGGAAGAUGGACUUGAAUGUCCCCCAAGGUCCCUUUCAAUGGUGUGAUUUCUGGUGCUUACUGGUACCUUGGCCCAGUAGGAAGGCCUGGGGUCACCAAGACCUCAGCCACAAAAUUGAAUUUGCCAGUCAGGCGUGUUUUGCUCAGGGAAGCCAUCCUCCUCCUCUCCCCCACUCCUUUUCCUUUUUUUAAAAAAAAUAUUUUUAUUAACAAUUUCAACAUACAAACUAUCAAAACAUAUCACAUUCAUUAUUUUUUCCCUUUCCCCCUUCAAACCCUCCCCCCCCGAGACUUCCCUCAGCUCCUCUCUCUGAUUUCUCAGCACAUAUUAUUCUCUGCAUGUUAUAAAACUGUAUAUAUCCUUACGUUCUCUAUCUAUCAUGUUAUCAAACCAAUAAAUUUGUGUAUGUUUAUUCAAACCCUCCCAAGGAGUCCAGUUCAUUUUGUUGUCUUUUUAGAUCAUUUGUAAAAAGCUGCCAUUCUUCCUGAAAGUCACAGUUGUCCUUGCCCCGCAGUUUGUAUGUCAAUUUAGCCAGUUCUGCAUAACUCAUCAACUUUUCUUGCCACUGUUCUUUCCUUGGGAUUUCCUCAUUCUUCCAUCCUUGUGCUAUCAAGACUCUUGCCGCUGUUGUAGCAUACAUAAAUAAGUUCUUAUUUUCCUUGGCAGGUCUUGUCCUAGAAUCCCUAACAGAAAUGCUUCUGGUUUUUUUUUACUCCUUUUCCAGCCUAAUGCCUGCUUUUCCCCCCCUCCCUGGCAUGGCGCAGGCUUUUGCUCAGCGAGGCGAGCUAAUGUUUUAAUGCUUUUCCCCUGUUCUUGCUUGGCUGAUGCCCCUAGCAAGAAGCACGAAGCCAGAAUCCUCCGCUUUAGAUCAGACGACAUUCUCAUUUCCAACCUCUUUUUCUCUCCUUCCCCUAAAGCACACACCUGCCUAACCUCCUUGACUGUUUUUGGUAUACGAGAGAGAGAAGGGGGAAAUCCAUCCAUUUGCUUUCCUGAUUCUUCCUCAGGAGCCGUAGCAGCCUCAAAACCUCCUCUUUCACUUUGGGUUUUCCCCCUGAUCCCUUCCAGAGCUCAGGUAUUGUUGUUGUUGUUUAGUCGUUUAGUCGUGUCCACCUCUUUGUGACCCCCUGGACCAGAGCACGCCAGGCACUCCUGUCUUCCACUGCCUCCUGCAGUUUGGUCAAACUCAUGCUGGCAGCUUCGAGAACACUAUCCAACCAUCUCGUCCUCUGUCCUCCCCUUCUCCUUGUGCCCUCAAUCUUUCCCAACAUCAGGGUCUUUUCCAGGGAGUCUUCUCUUCUCAUGAGGUGGCCAAAGUAUUGGAGCCUCAGCUUCACAAUCUGUCCUUCCAGUGGGCACUCAGGGCUGAUUUCCUUAAGCAUGGAUAGGUUUGAUCUUCCUGCAGUCCAUGGGACUCUCAAGAGUCUCCUCCAGCACCAUAAUUCAAAAGCAUCAAUUCUUUGGCGAUCAGCCUUCUUUACUUCCAUACAUCACUACUGGGAAAACCAUGGCUGAGACUGGGGAAGGGGCGUGGCUCAGCUGAAGAACAGCUGCUUUGAAUGCAGAAGGUCCCUGGUUUGCUUCCAAGACAUUUAAAAAAAAGACUUAAUUUUUCAGCAGUCUACUUAACGCCAAGGUAAGUUCGAUCCCCAUAUGGGACAGCUGCAUAUUCCCUGCAUUGCAGGGGGUUGGACUAGAUGGUAGGGACGCAGGUGGCGCUGUGGUCUAAACCACCGAGCCUUGGGCUUGCCGAUCAGAAGGUCAGCAGUUUGAAUCCCCAUGAUGGGGUGAACUCCCUUUGCCCUGUCCCAGCUCCUGCCAACCUAGCAGUUCAAAAGCACACCAGUGCAAGUAGAUAAAUAGGCACCGCUGCGGCAGGAAGGUAAACAGUGUAUCCAUGUGCUCUGGUUUCCGUCACUGUGUCCUGUUGCGCCAGAAGCGGUUGAGUCAUGCUGGCCAUGUGCCCCGGAAAGCUGUCUGUGCACAAACUCUGGCUCCCUUGGCCUGAAAGAGAGAUAAGCGCCGCAACCCCAUUGACUGGACUUAACCGUCCAGGGGUCCUUUACCUUUACCUUACUAUAUGGUCCUAUGGGUCCCUUCCAAUGCUACAAUUCUUUGAUUCUAUGUUCUACCUCGGCAGUCUGGGGUGGUCUGGUCCUGGGAGGAAUCAGAAGUUGAGAGAGCUGCUGCUGCUGCACUGAGGUCCUGCUUUCAGGCUUCCCAUUGAGGGGCUUGUGGCUGGUCACUGUUAAAAUAGGAUACUGGACUAGAUGGGUCUUUGACCAGCUGCAGCCCUCUUCUUAUAACCUUAUGAGUAUCAGAGAGGGAGGUCUAUUGUUUUCAUACCCUGCAUGUGGGCUUCUGAGGGGGAACGACUUUUCUGUUUGGCCACUGGACUAAAUGACCCAGCAGGGAUGUCCCUAUGACGGAAAAGAAAUCCAUUUUUUUGAAAAAGGAUUUACUGUAUACAUGGAAUUUGGUGGUUCUGACACAAUUGAUGUUUGCCCGCAUUGGACUGUUUCUUUCUUCUGUCUGAGCUACUGUGCCUUUUUGCUUCUGGAAAGCCCUACUAACAAAAUUACAAGCAAAAAAGGAAAAAGCCUAUAAAAAGAGUCAAGCUCCGUGCAACACCAUAUUUCUGCAGCAUAAUUUUAUAAAUAUUAAUGCAUAGGUGUUUUUACAUGGCUGUGUGCACUGCCAAUGCAGGCAAUGAUUCAGAUAAUGUGUGAGAAUUGGUCAUAUUUUCAGCGGAACUGGUGGAAAUUGUUUUUAUCUAUAUAAUUGUUAUAUAUACACCCACACCCCUACCUGUGUGUUUUUAUUGUAUUGUGAAAUUGCUUUGAGAUGCUCUCUAUAGGAAGCAAUUCAGAGUUGAAAUAAAUACAUAACUCACUUCUCAUUGAGCUCAAGGAAUGAGCUGGGCAUCAGGGAGAGAGAGAGAGAGGGAGAGGGAGAGAGAGAGAGAGAGAGAAACCCAUUUGACAUUGGCAUCUUCAGGCUUGUAUGCUGUGUUGGCCUUUCUCAGAGUAGACCCACUAAAAUCCAUGGACCAUAGUUAUGUCAAGGGAUGGGGGCAAAUUUGAUUUGGUGCACAUUUAAAGGCAAACCACAUCCAGUCCACACUUUCCAAAAUGAUAGGAGAUUCACAUUAGCCAUCCUUCAAAAUCCACACAUUUCUGAAUUUUGCAACGCAGUUCUCCAACGAAGCAAUGUCUACAAAACUGAAUAUCUUUGGGGGCAAAGUGUCUGUUUAAAUGCAUAUAUUAGUGAAAUGAACAUGCAAAUAUGUGCUCUUUUAAUGCAAUUAGUUUGCUAAAAGAAAAAGAAAAGAAAAAAGUGUCAGGCAAAAAUUGCAUAUGAAUGUGUAUCUGGUGGAUUUUCAUGAGGAUUUUGAAACAAAAAAUUCUAACAGCCUGGAUAGCUCAGUUGGUUAGAGCGUGGUGCUGAUAAUGUCAAGGUUGCAGGUUCAAUCCCUGUACGGGACAACUGCAUAGUCCUGCAUUGCAGGGGGUUGGAUCUGAUGAUCCACAGGGUCCCUUCCAGCUGUACAACUCUAGGAUUCUAUGAUGUGGAAAUACAGGGAGCUGAAUUCAUGAUUUGGGGAACUAGAAACUGAAAUGGACAGAUUCACUCAUCCCUAGCUGUGUAUUUUAAUUUCAAUGGGUCUGCUCUAAGUAGGGUUGGAACCUCAAGCUUUGAAAUAAUUCCGCCUGCCCCAGUGAGGCCACCAGUUGUUGGAAAGCACAGGAAGUUAUCAUGCUAUUAUCCUGCUCUGGUCAAUGUUGCCAGUUUCCUAUUAGAUGUCUGGUCAUCGACUGUGAGAAAAGGUUAUUGGACCAGGAGGCCAUUGGUCUGAUCUAGCCGGGCUCUUCACACACACACACACACACACUUUUUUAAAAUUAAAUUUUCUGUUUUACAAUUUAAAAUACUCAUUUUACAUCCUUAAGAUUGGAUGAACUCAUGGAGGAAAGGGCUGUUGAUGGCUACUAGCCAGGAUUGCGAUCCUCUAUGCUUCUGGAUACCAGUUGCUGGAAACCACAGGAAGGAAGAGUGCUCUUGAACUCAGGUCCUGCUCGCUUUGGGGUUUUCUUCUUCUUCUUCUCCCUUCCCUUCUCUUCUCUCUUUUAAAUAUGAUCUUUAUUCAAUUUUCCGUUCUACAAUUUCAGAUAAACACUUUACAUACUUAAGGUAUCAGUGACUCCUCUUCUUCUCUUUCCAUGGUUCAUUUUACAUAUGAAUCCCUGCAUAUUUUACAAAAACUGUACCAAUCAGUAUUCCAUUAUUGCAUCCAUCAAAAUUUAUUUAUCUUAAUGCUGCCAGCGUUUUCAGCCGUACACAAUUAUUUCUCAUAUAUUCAGUAAAUGUUUUCCAAUCAUCUUUUAAACAUAUGUUCUUCUUGCUCUCUUAUUCUAUAUGGUAAAUCUGCAAGUUGUACAUAUUCUGUCAGGUUACCACUCUAUAGGACGCACCCGACCAUAGGACGCACCUUGUUUUAGAGAGGGAGAACAAGAAAAAAAAAUUAUCCCCCUCUGCUCAGCGCCCCUUCAGCGAAGCGGCAGGAGAAACGGAGCCCCUUCCAUUUCUCCUCCCACUUGGCUGAAGGGGCGCUGCGCAGCUCUCCCUCUCUGCUCAAGCCAGGAGAGUCUUGCUCUCCCGGCUUCAGCAAAAGGAACCCGAAGCCUCCGGAGCGCAGUGGGAACUCGAGCUGUGCUCCGAAGGCUUCAGGCAGCUGUCCCCAAUACUCUUUCACCCUUUUACAAGUCCACCACAUAUGAAAGAACGUUUCCUCAAGCUCUUUGCAUCUCCAGCACUUAUCUGAUUCAGUCUUGUACACCUUAGCAAGAGCAAGGCUCUUUUUAGGUUCUUAUGAUGUUGUUUGCCUGGAGGUCCAUCAAAAGACCUCGCAAUGAUCCCUUGCAAUGCAUCAGCUGGGUCUCAAGCAAAUGUCUAAGAAAUUUCUUGAGCAUGAUUCUUUCAGAAGUCUCACUUGGCCAGCAGCGUUCAGCUGCUGAAGUUGGAUGCCGCACUUGUGAUUUUACAAAACAGAAGGAUCCUCUUCAGUAGUAAACACUUGAGCUAGGUAGGGCAUGGUGCUGCCGUUGCUUCUAGAAAGAUUUCAUGAACCCUAUCAGAUGUGCGUCUCCAUCCGAAGAAGGCUGGUGGAUGCUUCUCCCUGUCUGGCAAGGAGCCAUCCAUCUUCGUUACCAGCUGGAACGGAAGAGUUGUUGUUGUUUAUUUAAAGCCAUUUAGAAAUCUCUUCUUGUAAAGUAUUUCAAAAGCAAUUUUGCAAUAAAUGCAUCAGCCAUGGGGGGAGAAGGAACAAUUACAUAUAAGAAAAACAAUCCUAACUUUUCUGCUAAGAAACCCAAUUAAAAAUACUUUUAUAUGUAAAACACCCACAAAACUUCAUAUUUAAUCUAUGGAACAGUGGCAAUGAUGGCCACUGUUUCGGAUGACUUGAAAUCCGCCUUGGCAACAACAAAAUGAAUUGGACUCCUUGGCAGGUUUUGAAUAAACAUACACAAAUUUAUUGAUUGUUAACAUAGUAGAUAGAUAAUAUAAGUAUUUAUACAAUUUUACAGUAGGCAGAGAAAAAUAUGAGUUGAGAAAUCAGAGAGAGGGGCUGAGGGAAGUCUCGGGGGUGGGAGGUUGAUGGGGAGGUGGGGUGAAAAAUGGGGGGAAAUAAUGAAUAUGAGAUAUUCUGAUAUUUUGAUAUGUUGAAAUUGUUAAUAAAAAAAAUUCUAUAAAAAAAGAAAUAAAUCCGCCUUGGUGGGUAGCUCCGUUGAUAGAGCAUGAGACUUUUCAUCUCAGGGUCAGGGGUUCAAGCCUCAUGUUGGGCAAAAGAUUCCUGCACUUCAGGGGGGUGGACUAGAUGAUCCUCAGGGUACCUUCCAACUCUACAAUACUAUGAUUCUAUGAAAUGUGGAUUAGACAAAUUCAUAGGCAGAAGCCUAUCUAGGGCUACUAGCCUGGCUAUGCUCUGCGUCCAUGGUUGGAAGCAAUAAUGCUUCUGAAUAUCAGUUGCUGGAAACCGCAGUGUGAUGGCCUGGGACUCAGGCUCGGACUUGGAACCAGAGGAGUCUCAGUCCGCACCAGAUCCUCUGCCUCAGGCAGCAUCUGAACCGAGUCUGGGGCCUGAUUCUGAAGAGCCCCAGUCUGCACAGGUUCCCCUGCAACAAGCACCAGCUGGACCAAGUCAGGGGCCUGAGCCUGCCCUGGCUCCAGAUGUGGGGAUUACCUCGUUGCCUUCAGCUGGGCCAUCACUUACAGCUGCUCCACUACCAGUUGGGUCAGGAGAGGCUGAGGCGGCCUCUGGGUCUAGUAACCCACCAACGUCUCCCGAGCUGCAGAGACUCAGGUCUGAGAAGAGGAGAGACCUGAGUACUCGCAGGAGGAGUGCUCGCCUUCGGGCGAGACAGGGAGGUGAGUCACCGGGGGAUCAGGACCGGCCACUACCCCAACAAAGAUAAAAGGCUGUCGGACCCCGCCCCAGGUUGCGGGAGCAACAUUGCUGUUUGCCAGAACCUGCGUGACCUUGCCUGAUUUUCUGCCUUGUGUCCUGCCUUGGCCCUGCCAGACUGUCUCCUCGUGGAACCCUUGGAUUUGGGACUGGACCCGGACUGCAUUACCCGGGUUACCCCCGGGCCCAGCACACGCAGGAGGGGAGAUGGUUCUUGUGUGUGGGUGCUCUUUGCAGGUUUCCCAUUGGGGCAUCUGGUUGGCUGCCGUGAGAACAGGAUGCUGGAUUAGAUUGGCCUGAUCCAGCCGAGAACAACUUGGCUGGCUUUGGAAGAAUUAAUCCAAAAUACACUUUCUCUAGGGAGCAGUUGGAGCUCUAUCACACUCACAAAUGUUCCAGAAAGAUUCCUAUAUAAUGAGAAGUUCUAAAUAGAUGAAGAGAACAUGGACACAUUUUGUUAGACACCCGCAGUUCUAUUGACUGAUUGCAUUCGAAUCGUAGCAUUGUAGAGUUGGAAAGGGACCCCAAGAGUCAUCUAGUCCAGCUCCCUGCAAUACAGCAGCAUCUGAAUCUGAAGCAAGUGUCUCUGGAGCAGGGUUGGAGAGCUCAGAACUGGCCAGAAGCACGUUGACAUUAGCAAAUGCACAAUUUUAAAAUACAGAAUAAUAAUAAAAAUUAACUGGUUAGAAUCAAUCAAUUAAAAUAUUUUGGAGCACAUUUAGAACCAGCAUAAUUAAAGGCCUUUCUGGAUGGGAAAGUCUCUGCCUGUACAGUGGUACCUCGGGUUAAGAACGUCAUUUGUUCUGGAGGUCCGUUCUUAACCUGAACUGUUCUUAACCUGAGGCACCACUUUAGCUAAUGGGGCCUCCUGCUGCCACCGUGCCACCGGAGCACGAUUUCUGUUCUCAUCCUGAAGCAAAGUUCUUAACCCGAGGUAAUAUUUCUAGGUUAGCAGAGUCUAUAACCUGAAGCGUCUGUAACCUGAAGCGUCUGUAACCUGAAGCGUCUGUAACCCGAGGUACCACUGUAAAUGGAAAGAUAGCAAAGAGUGAUUCAAUGUAACCUUUCUCAGGAGGGAAUCCCAUGAUAUGGUUGCAGCCACAGAAGAGGCUCUCUUUCCUCUUUUCUCUUCCCUCUUCCCUCUUCCCUCUUCCCCUUUCCUCUCUCUCUCUCUCUCUCUCUCUCCCUCACCAACGGUGCCUCUCAUGCUGAGAGGACCAAGACAAGGUGCUCACCUGAGGAUCUUAGCACUCAGACAGAUUUGCAGAGGGAUAUACGAUCUUUCAGGCAGCAUGGAUAAUAACGAUAGUUAUUAGUAAUAAUGGAUGUAGAUAGGGUAUAUAGGAUAAAGGACAACUGAGAAAAUGGGGAAAGAGGUGGAGGGGACAGAGAAGCAGGGAAAGGGGUGGAAUUUUUCUCUCUGUGUGGCUUUCUUUUCUCUGGGAGGUUAAGUUGUAGAGAUGGGGGGGCAGUGAAAGCUCAAUCUUCUGGAUUUUCUACAGCUGGUGUGCCACCCCCUCCUCAGACCCAGUUGCCUUCCAGGUCUGCACAAAUAAUUUCUCUUAGUGUGUGUGUGCACGUGUAAGAUGCUUUUCCCUGGCUCUGCAGAGCCUUAAAAACAACUAAUGAAGCAAUUAUUCCAAUCAGUCUGGGAAAUUGCAACAAGGCUGCAGGGAUGAUGACUUAGUCAAUUUUGCCAGCAAAGAGGAGGAGGAGGAGGGGUGGGUGAGUGGGUGGGUUUAUUUAAAGUCUCCAAGGACUCAGAAGCCUGCAAGGCCAGGAGGGGUUGUGAACAGUCACGGUGCUGAUUUUCGGGUGGGGAUGGGGGUGGAGUUUAUCCAGGCCACUCAUAAUAAUAAUAAUAAUAAUUUUAUUUAUACCCCACCCUCCCUGACCAAAACCAGGCUCAAAUAUAUAACAUAUUAACAUAAAAUCAGGCAAUCAAGUAAAAUACAUCCUAAAAUCAGAUCAGAAUCAAAGUGAAAUCCAAUCAGAUGGCAACCCACAGAUUAGGGCUGGGGACCUUAAAUGCUCACUGGCCUAACUGUUUGUACUGGUCUUAUAUGAGCCUGUGAAAAAAGUUGGAGGGCCACUUUCAUACAAGUUCUUAUAAGAAGAGAGAGGACCCCGACCAAAGGCCUGGUGGAACAGCUCUGUCUUGCAGGCCCUGCGGAAAGAUGUCAGAUCCUCCAGGACCCUGGUCUCUUGUGGCAGAGCAUUCCACCAGGUCGGGGCCACGGCCAAAAAGGCCUUGGCUCUGGUCAAGGCCAGUCUAAUCUCCUUGAGGCCUGGGACCUCCAAGAUGCUGUUAUUUGCGGACUGUAAGGUCCUCCGUGGGGCAUACCAGGAGAAGCGGUCCCAUAGGUAUGGUGGUGGCUCGUGGUGGUUUGGACUGGUAGGGCAUAAUUGGCUGAGCCAGAGCCCAAUGAUAAGCAGAGAUAACUCAUUCUCAUUUUUUGUCCCCAUACUUCACCCUCCAAGUUCUACAAGAGGCAACAGGAGGAGGAAGCUGGUCACGCUAUUGGCAGCUGCAUAAUCUGCAGCAUGACGACAGUCUUACCUUUUUAUGUAUAUAGGCAGAUAUGUAUAUACAGUGAGACCAGUAGGAUGGAAGGCAGAGGGGCCAGCAGGAGGUGAAACCAGAGCCGGUGACAAGCAGAAUGGAUUCCUGCUUUCUCCUGGCUGAGUUCUAUGAGGGGCAACAUUGAGACUGAGGAGGAGGAGGAAGCUGACAGGCAGGGCCACCCCCAUCCCCCCAGGGGUGUCUGUAAGCCAAGAGUCUGAGGGUCAGGAAGCCGAAGCACAGCUAGGUGGGUAGCUUGUUGCUGUGGCAAAGAGCUAGAGGGAACUGCUGGUUUUAUAUACCCCUCCCGGCCCUUGCCACCAGGUGCUACAAGUCUUCUGUCAAGCCUCACCUGUGCGGCCACGCCUUGCCCUUCCAGGCCAAACUCAGGAAGGCCCCAAUCCUGCGAGGCCCUACCACUCACAGGGCCUGACUCCGGCACGCACUCCUGACAGUGGUUAUGCAAAUAAUGUGCUUUAUGUUGGUUGAAAUCUUACAUUGUGCCACCUCGUAAUGCUCUAUGCCUUUAUAGUCAUGCGAUGUUUAUGGAUAUUGAUUAUGUAUUUGCUUUGGUGUCAAACAUUUUUAUUUUAUUUCCUAUGCCUGUGUACGUAUGUGUGCAUAAACAUAUAGUGAUAGCUUUGCGGUCUUAAAUAAUAAAAAAAUGGCUGCCCCAGCUGUGUGCUAAGACAGUGUUCUUCAAGCUUGAGUCCCAGAUGUCAGUGGGCUACAAAACCCAGCAUCCUCAGCCAGCUUAGCCAGUGGUCAGGGAUGACAUGGGUUGUAGUCCGACAGCUUCUGGGGACCCAGAGGCACAGCCUUGGGCUGAAGACUGGGGGCCCAGCAGUGUGCCAUUUGUGUCUUUGACACCAUGCAUGCAACAGGUGUCUCCGGGAGGAGAACUUCCCCAGUGCUGUGCAGCUUAAGUGACCACAGCUCCUCCUCUCCAGGAGCAUGCCCUGGUGCUGUGCUUAGCUUGGCGGUUUGGCCUCCUCUGCCCUGUCAGUAUUGGGGGGGGGGGAGUUGAGCCCCCUGCUAAGGAAUAUUGAGGGGGCUGACAACACCUCUGCCCCCUAGAGUUGGCGCGCCUGCGGGGACCCAAAGUUGAAGGAGGCUGUGCUCUAAAUGUUCAGCACUCUCAACAUAGCUGGACUCCAACUCCCAUUGGUCCCAGCAGGGUCAGAGAUGAUGGGAGUGGUAGUCUGAAUGUCAGCAGAUUCAGGGCAGAUGAAAGAAAGGACUUCUUCAUGCUGCUGCUGCUUCGACGAUCCCUCAUAGCCGAGUAAGAUUGCCUUCCAUGAACAUGGUCUUAACAGUGAGUCCGUAAGUGACUGUGGAGGCCAAUUCUAGAUCCACACGUCCUUCCACAGUGGGGACAUGGGUUUCCAGGUGGGAGUUGAUCACGGUGAGGGCUUGCCAAGCAUGCCUUCCUCUCAGCACGUUUCUCCCUUUCGUCCUGAGUUUGCACGUCUUCAAAGCCCGUGACAUCUUUGCUAAAGGCUAUAGGGACAUGCUCUUGUGCUUGGAUCCUGCUGGCAGGCUUCUCAUAGGCAUGUAUUUAGCCACUGGGAAAACAGAAUGCUGGACUAGAUGGGUCUUUGGGCUGAUCCAGCAGAGCUCUUCUAAUUUAUUUGUGUUCUUAAGCAUUCCUAAUAAUUUUAAGAGGAGCCUUGCUAGAUCAGAGAGGAUGUGAUGGCCUGGGAAUCCGAUUCAGAGGCUGAACCGGAGGAAUCCCAGCCUGCACAGGAGUCCCCGCCUCCAGGGCCGGCUGAACUGGGGCAGGGCCUUGAUUCUGAAGCGCCUGCACUUGUGCCGGAUCCUCAGGAGCAGGCACCAGGUGAAUCCACUCUGGCUCCGGAGGUGGUUGAGGACUCAGUGCCUACAGGUGAGUCUCCCCCUGGGUCCAGUAACCCUUCAGCCUCUCCUGAACUGCAGAGGCUCAGGGCAGAGAGGCGAAGGGAACUGGUUUCUCCCAGGAGGAGUGCUCGCCUUAAGGCCAGGAGAGGCAGGUCUCCUGGGGGCCGGGACCGCCCCUGGCCUCAGAGAAGAUAAAGGCCAGUCAGUCCGGUCCCAGCUUGCGGGAGCAACGUCGUUGAUGAGCUGUUUCGGCCAGCAUCCAGUCCUGUUCCCCCAGAGUUCCUGUCCUUGCCCGGCUUCUCGCUGUGGACCCUGCUUUGCCCGAGGAGGACUGUCUGGCGACCCUCAACUCAGGUCCUGGACCUCGCCUCAUGGUAACCUCCCCCCUGGACCAGCACAGUGGAAAACACUGUGCAGGAUAAAGCGAUCAAUGGCUCCUAGCUGAAAUCACCAUAUCUGCCUCCAUGUUCAGAGGCAACUAGGUUCAUGAAUUCCAGUUGCUGGAAAGGAGCAGUGAGUGCUCUUGAAUUCUGCCUGCGAGUUUCCUAGAAAAUGGACCCUCAAGGUACCUUCCAACACUACAGUUCUGAUUCCAAGAUUUGAUGAAUCCAAUGAAGGGCUCCAAGGAGAAAAUUGGAGCGUUCUAUUGUGUUUUAGUUUUGCUAAGCCUGCCUCUUGGAAGUGCUCAGUCUAGUGCCCUUGAGCAGGAUCUGGCGGAAGCUUUUCCUUUUUUGAGUCUCAUCCAAACUGGAGGCUCCCCCCCCCCUCCUCCCCCAACGCCUACAUGCACAGGCACCUCUGCCGAGGGGGUAAAAAAAGAGGUGAAACUCCAAAUUGCUUCUUGGCUGUGUUUCGAAAUUGCUUGUGACUUUCAGGGUCAAGCUACAAAGCAGGCUUCUCCGGCACGGAAAUUGUCGGGGGUGGGAGCAGAUAAAGGAUUUUGCUCGGGGGAAAGGAAGGCUCUCGGAGGGUGGAAGAAGUUCUUCCAUUUUCAAGCUUGGAGGGACGGAGGCUGCAGGACUCGGGAUAUGUGGUAAUAGGCUUGCAGAGCUGGAUUUCUGCAAAGGCAGGUGCAUGGGGGAAGAGCACAAGGUGGCACAGUGGUUAGAGUGCUGUCUCUCGGUCUGGUCUACAAAUGCAGGAGAAUACAGUGGACAAUCGGGUUGCGAACGUGAUCCAUGCGGGAGGCACGUUCGCAACCCACAGCGCUGCAUCUGUGCACACGCGGGUUGCGAUUUGGCGCUUCUGUGCAUGAGUAAAGCGCCAUUUAGCACAUCUGUGUAUGUGUGAGUGCCGAAACCCGGCCAGAGGCCAACCAGAGAAUAUUGAGAAGCCAAGCAGCUAGUAAGCUUGAUUUUUAUUAAAGUGUCGCAACAGGGUCCCCCACAAAGAGAGGAACCCAGAACAAUGGUGUGCAAGCUCUUAUAUAGACUUUUGAAACUGUCCACCCUGUAGCCAGAGACCCCCCCAAACAAACACCGUUUACCUUCCCGCUGGAGUGGUACCUAUUUAUCUACUUGCACUUUGAUGUGCUUUCGAACUGCUAGGUUGGCAGGAGCAAGGACUGAGCAAUGGGAGCUCACUCCGUUGCGGGGAUUUGAACCGCCAACCUUCUGAUCGGCAAGUCCUAGGCUCUGUGGUUUAACCCACAGCGCCACCCGCAUCCCACAUAAAGGAAAUGGGAAGCAGCCCCCCCCCCCCUUAUAAUAAUGGUAUCUGCUUAUUGCUACAAUUUUAUGGACGGAUUUUCUGAGCCUCUUUGCUAUUGUGUAUGUAUGGUGCCUGUGUCAACGAUCAUUGUCCUGGCCUUAGUUAGAGGCUGUGGUGGGAACUUUUUGGGGGGUGUCGUUAAACUGCCCCCCCCCCAUUCCUGGUUUUAACAGGCGAGACCCAUCCCUUGCCGCCUGUCAAGAGCAUUGCUCUCCACCCCGUGACAAGCCAUGGCGGGGCAGCUGGUGAAGGAAGGAGAAAGCUGUGGUUUUUGUCUGUGUGUGUUUGUUCCAGCAUGGAGAAUAAAUAACAAGGUUAUAAAUACCGAAGGGGAGUGUGGGGAGGGGAUGAGGAGAGAAAGAUCUUCUCUCAGCCUUAAUGAGAGGGAGAAAGGAGGCUUGAUAUAUUUCAUCCUGCAGCGUAAAAAAUAAAUUAAAAAAAUCUCUUCCAUGCCAGACAGUCUGGACAAGGCCACUAAACUAGAUGCCUCGAUGGGAUAGUGAUCCAAGCCAUGAAGCAGAGGGGAGAAAGGAUUCACUUCGGUGCCUGUAGGGAUGGUUGAAUGAAUGAUUGAGGGCUCCCUCUGCAAAGGGCUCAGAAAAGGAGUCAAAUAAAAAAAGGGACAGAGAACAGAAGAGUCAAGGCUGCUGUCUCGAUCUGGCAGCUUGCCUCUUUGUGGUGCUGAGACAGUUUGUAGAGGAGCAUAGCGAGGGUACCUUUUUAAAAUUAAAUUGAAUUAAAUUAAAUUAUUUAUUUAAUUUAGGUAUAUACAACCCUUAUAAUAAUUAGGUAUAUACAACCCUUCAUCCAAGGAUCACAGUGGUUUACAGUAAGUGGUGGAAAUGUAAAGAAAAAGAAGGUUCUUUUUAUCAUAACUGGUGGUCUUGUAGUAAGGUUGACGCUUACUGGGAAAUGAUAUAUACAGUGGUACCUCGGGUUACAGAUGCUUCAGUUACAGACUCCGCUAACCCAGAAAUAGUGCGUCAGGUUAAGCACUUUGCUUCAAGAUGAGAACAGAAAUCGUGCUCCAGCGGCGUGGAAGCAGCAGGAGGCCCCAUUAGCUAAAGUGGUUCUUCAGGUUAAGAACAGUUUCAGGUUAAGAACAGACCUCCGGAACGAAUUAAGUACAUAACCAGAGGUACCACUGUAUAAUGAAUUGAAAAGGAUGUUUAAAAUAAUGUUUGUAAAAAAACAAAAAACCAGAAGCUUUCCUUUUGGGAAUUAUAGGGACAGAACUGCCCCAACUGUACAGAAAUUGAUUCAUGUACAGUCAUACCUCGGGUUACGAACGCUGCGGGUUGCGCCUUUUUGGGUUGCGGACCGUGCUGAACCUGGAAGUACCAGAAUGGGUUACUUCUGGGUUUUGGUGCCUGCGCAUGCGCAGAAGCACAAAAUGACAUCAUGUGCAUGCACAGACGCAGCGCUUCAGGCUGCGAAUGCUGCGGGUUGCAAAUGUGCCUCCCACAUGGAUCAGUUUCGCAACCUGACUAUAGCGGCAAGAAUGUUACAUGCCCCCAAAUGUGAAGAAUCAGAAGUCCCAGCAAAAGAAGAAUGGAUACAAAAACUUGUGGAACUGCAGUUUUAUAAGAGUAUAUAUUUAAAGUAGUUAAAUAAAUGAGUAAGUUAAGUUGGAUAUGCAGAAAAUAUUAAAAAUUUACAGAACCGCAGAAAGAGGGGGAAGUCAAAUUUUGAAAUGUUAAAAUGACUGUAAAAUUAUUGAAGUGUGUAAAACUGAAAAUCAUAAAUAAAAUAAAAAAUACAGUAUAGCAUACCACCCAACAUUUCUCCAAUGAAAAUAUUAUCAUUAAUAAUAUUUAUAAUAAUAUAAUAUUAUUAUAUUAAUACUACUACUACUGCUAAUAAUAAUAAUAAUAAUAAUAAUAAUACCCUGGCCAUCUGACUGGGUCGCCCCAGCCACAUUGGGUGGCUUCUAACAUAUAUAAAACAUAAAAAACAUAAAAAAAUCUUCCCUAUACAGGGCUGCCUUCAGAUGUCUUCUAAGGGUUGUAUAGUUCCUUUUCUCCUUGGCUCGGGGGGUCACAUAACUCCAUUCAUGCCAACAUUUCUCCAAUGAAAAUACAGUGGUACCUCGGGUUACAUACGCUUCAAGUUAUAUACGCUUCAGGUUACAGACUCUGCUAACCCAGAAAUAGUGCUUCAGGUUAAGAACUUUGCUUCAGGAUGAGAACAGAAAUUGUGCUCCGACGGCGCGGCAGCAGCAGGAGGCCCCAUUAGCUAAAGUGGUGCUUCAGGUUAAGAACAGUUUCAGGUUAAGAACGGACCUCCGGAACGAAUUAAGUACUUAACCUGAGGUACCACUGUAGGGAUGUCCUAAGGAAAAGCGGGGCAUUCCGGGAUCAAAUCAGAAACCAGGAGGGCUUCUGUAAAUUCGGGACUGUUCCUGGAAAAUAGGGACACUUGGAGGUUCUGACAUAUGAGAAUUACCUUUGAGGAUCAGUUUUUUUAUUUUGGAGAUCUGGGGCCCAAAGUUGUUGAUGGAACCCCAACUCCCAUCAGCACAAGCCAGCAUUACCAAGAGUCCUCCUCCUCCUCCUCCUCUUCUUCUUCUUCUUCUUCUUCUUCUUCUUCUUCAGCGAUCAUGUAACUGAUGAUGGCAGUUGCAGUCUUUGAUAUUCGUUCCGUUUGUUUCAGGGACGGGAAACCUCUGCCCCUCCAGAUAUUGCUUGACCCCCCAGCUGCCUUGACCCCCAGCCAGCAUGGGCAAUAGUAAAAGAAAAUGUUCGAUAUGGUCCAGCAACUUUCAGAAAGGCUCCUAGGUUUUUGUUUAUUUGUUGCUGUUGUUUCAAAUUGGUCUACCACCCACAUCGAAUUGGAACUUCAAGGUGGUUUACACAAAUGGAAAAAGAACUGUUUGACAAUGAUACAGAAAUAUACGCCCGAAAGCAGCGGAUAAAAGCAUGAUUGCAGAUUUAGAAUCAUAUCACAUUUGGCCGUGGGAGAUGCGCCAACUGCAAUUUGAAGACUCAAUUAAGAAGACAAUUUUGGACACUUUUGCAGAGUUAUUUAUGUAUAAUGCACAGCUUUUGACAUGACACGCUCUCCUCUUCUUGUGCUAUUUCUAUAGCUGAGUAAUAUUUUUUACUGGUGAUGAGGUUAUUAAGGCUAUAAUCUAGUAUAUAUUGCCAUUGCCCUCAGUAGGGUUUUUAUUGGGUUCUACCGAAGGGUCAUGGGUGGCGCUGUGGGUUAAACCAGAACCUAGGACUUGCCGAUCAGAAGGUUGGUGGUUCGAAUCCCCGCGACAGGGUGAGCUCCCGUUGCUCGGUCCCUGCUCCUGCCAACCUAGCAGUUCGAAAGCAAGUCAAAGUGCAAGUAGAUAAAUAGGUACCACUCUGGCGGGAAGGUAAACGACAUUUCUGUGCACUGCUCUGGUUCGCCAGAAGCGGCUUAGUCAUGCUGGCCACAUGACCCGGAUGCUGUACGCUGGUUCCCUCAGCCAAUAAAGUGGGAUGAGCGCCGCAACCCCAGAGUCCGCCACGACUGGACCUAAUGGUCAGGGGUCCCUUUACCUUUACUGAGGAUACCGUACCUGAGAGACAUCAAAGAUUUGGAGUUCUAGUCCUGGGAUUGAUGGGAGUUGUAGUCCACAACAUCUGGAGGGCUGCUGUUUCUGCAUCCCUGAAUUAAAACAUGGUUUGUCCACCAGACUAUGAAACAAACCAUGGCUUAUUUCUCCAAAGUUUGCUUUGUUUUCCAACUGUUCUUGCCUCAUUCCUUAUUAGUUUGGUGUCUGAGGUGCAAUGGUCAAGCACACCACAGUUAAGAAUGGGUAUUAGGUUCUCACGAGUCAUGAUUAAAGUAACCCAAGGCUCAUAAACCAGAAACAAACCAUAGUUUCAGAUUGUGGUUUGUCAGCAGGAAACAACCCUUGCUUAAGCUGCUGGGCAAUGUUCACACAUAAUGCUAAGCUACAUUUGAAUGCAGCACGGUUUAAUAAGCUAUGGUCUUGCAUUAGAAUAAUAGAAUUGCAUAGUUGGAAAGGACCCUGAGAGUCACCUAGUCAAGGAGAACUACUUGAAAAUGAUUUACAGAUGGUAUUUAACUCCUAGUAGGCUUGCUGAGAUGUAUAAGACUGAAUCAGAUAAGUGCUGGAAAUUGGAAGAGCUGAAGGGAACAUUCUUUGAUAUGUGGUAGACCUGAAGAUGGGUAAAAGAAUAUUGGGAAAUACAGUGGUACCUCGGGUUACAAACGCUUCAGAUCACAAAUGCUUCAGGUUACAGACUCUGCUAACCCGGAAGUAGUACCUUGGGUUAAGAACUUUACCUCAGGAUGAGAACAGAAAUCGUGCGGCGGCGGCAUGAGGCCCCACUAGCUAAAGUGGUACCUCAGGUUAAGAACAGUUUCAGGUUAAGAACGGACCUCCGCAACGAAUUAAGUUCUUAACCAGAGGUACCACAGUAAUCCAUAAUGAAUUGAAAAAAAUGUUUAAAAGUACAGUGGUACCUCGGUUUACGAAUUUAAUACGUUCCGGAAGUCCAUUAUUAAACCAAAGCAGUUCUUAAACAGAGGUGCGCUUUCCGUAAUGAGGCCUCCCGUCGCCUGUGCCCUUCCACCGUUUGGUUUCCGUUUGUAGACCAAGGUAAAGUUCGCAAACCAGGGCACUACUUCUGGUUUUGUGGAGUUCAUAAACUGAAUAGUUAGUAAGCAGGGCUGUUCUUAAACUGAGGUACCACUGUACUUCCCCCCCCCAAAACCCUGAGCCCUUUCUGUGGGGGAUAAUUGGAAAUUCCCAGGUGUCAAAAAAGUUUUUUUAUGUAUUCCACUACGGUGGCCUGUGUUUUGUUAGCCCCAAAAUGGAAAAUGAGCAACUUAAACUGAUGGAAUAUGCGCAGCUUGUGAACCUAGCAUAUAGAAUAAGAGAAGGGGAGAACAUACGUUUAAAGAAGAUUGGAAAACAUUUAUUGAAUAUUUUUUUGGGGGGGGGAAUUGUGUACACUUGAAAACAUUGGCAGCAUUAAGAUAAAUUCAACAGUGUAAACAAGUUUUGAUGGCUGUAAUAUUGAAAUACUGAAUGGUUUAGUUUAUGUAAAAUAUGCAGAGAUUUAUGAUAUGUAAAAUGAAACAUGGAAAGAGAAGAAGGGAAGUCAUUGAUAUUUUAAAAUUGCUUAAAUGAGUAUUUUAAAUUGUAAAACAGAAAAUUUAAAUGUGUGUGUGUGUUUGUAAAAAGAUUAUCUAGUUCAACGCCCUGCAUUGCAGGAAUAUGCAGCUGUCCCACUCAACCUUGGAGUUAUCAGUCCCUCGCUCUAACCAACUCAGCUAUCCAGUUAUGUGUGUUCUAAACAGAGGGAGGGGGGUUUGACCUUUUCGAAUUUUAUAUGGUAAUAUUCAGUUAUGCCACCGGAAGAACAGUUGCACUAUGGUCCAAGGUCCUAUUUUAUUGCAGGGAAUCAAAUCCAUAGAUUCUAAAGUGUUCUAUAGCCAUGCCUGUACUCCUUAACAUCAUUUCUGUUGUAAGGGCUACACAAGCAGGACAGUGAUAAGGAAGAGCACACAUUUUAUUCACACAUUCUAUGAGCAAGGAUGUGGGCUCAAGGCUGAGAGAAAUGGUUAUGCAAAACACUAGGAUGUGCCCAGACUUGUUCCGAACAGGAAAAACAAUUAGUGCCUCUAGCAAUGUCACACCUGUGGGGAAGGAAGCAGACGGAAAACUAUUAGCGCGGGUGGCGCUGUGGGUUAAACCACAGAGCCUAGGGCUUGCUGAUCAAAUAGGUAUCGCUCCAGCGGGAAGGUAAACGGCGUUUCCGUGCGCUGCUCUGGUUCGCCAGAAGCGGCUUAGUCCUGCUGGCCACAUAACCCGGAAGCUGUACGCCGGCUCCCUCGGCCAAUAAAGCGAGGUGAGCGCCGCAACCCCAGAGUCGUCCGUGACUGGACCUAAUGGUCAGGGGUCCCUUUACCUUUUAAUCCCAUCCAAAAAGCAAUGCCAACCUCUUAAGCUCACACCCUUUUCUCUUUCCUGUUGGCCUCCAGGUGUCAAGGAUGGACACUGAGGAUGACCCGUUGUUGCAAGAUGCUUGGGUGAAUGAGGAAGAGGAGGUAACCACCGGCCCCCGCAAGAGAAUGGAAGGGCUCCAGCUCUGUGGGAAGUGCCAGUGGAAUCCCAGGCCACGGACUCCGGCCACAGCUGUGCCUACCUCUAGUUUUUGGAAUGCUGUGGGUUGGAUCUUCACCAACCCCUACUCGGCCAGCCUCAUCCUCUUCUUGGGCUGUGCCAUCCCAACCACCCUAGCCAUUGUCAUGUUCCUGCAUUACCCAGCUCUGGACAUCGACAUCUCGUACAAUGCCUUCGAGAUCCGCAACCAUGAGUCCUCGCAGCGCUUUGACGCCCUGGCCUCUGCCCUCAAGUCCCAGUUCGGCUCCUGGGGCCGCAACCGCCGGGACCUGACGGACUUCAACUCGGAGACUUUGCAGAAGCUGAUCUUUGAGCAGCUGCAGCACCUUCACCGCAAUGCCUCGCGGCCGGCUGGCACUGCCAGGCGGAAGCGCAGAAGCCUAAACCAAGAGAGGACUAGCCCCUCACUCCAGAGUCAAACCGGUUUGGCCAAUCAAACCUCCCGCCAGCCACGGAGCGCCCUGUCCCACUGGGAAUACUCCAAUGCAGUUGUGAGCACCAACACACAAACCCAUGCACACUGGCGCAUCGAGCUCAUUUUCCUGGCCCGUGGAGACGCUGAGAACAACAUCUUCACCUCUGAGCGCCUGGUCACCAUCCAUGAGAUUGAGCGCAAAAUCAUGGACCACCCUCACUUCCGGGACUUUUGCUGGAAGCCCCAUGAGGUCCUCAAAGAUCUCCCACUGGGUUCCUACUCCUACUGUUCCCCUCCUAGUUCUCUCAUGACUUACUUCUUCCCCACAGAGAGGGGUGGGAAGAUCUACUACGAUGGCCUAGGGCAGGAUCUGGCUGACAUUCAAGGUGAGAAUUGUUGGGUCAGGGCACUGGCCCAACCAUUGGGCAGACAAAAUGCUUUGCUUUGAGAUAUCCAGCCAGUUGUUGGUGCUCUUGGGAUCUCAUAUGGCCUUGCAAAUAAGUUCAUAAAAGCUUGCCAGGCUAUCAGUUCCUGCUGUGUUUAUGCCCUCAUUAAAAUCUUUCCUGGUUUCCUGGUGAGGAAAAUGUGGUACUCCAAGUGACUGUGUUAUGCCACUAGGUGUCACUAUAAUGCACUUGGCACAGCUAGCAUAUCUCUCUUGCUCCCUGCAGACACAAGGGUUGGAUUUUUGCCCUACAGCAGGGGGUGGGGGAACAUCUGUGGCCCUCCAGAUGUUGUUGGACUCUAUCAGCACCAGCCUCAAUGAGGGAGCCUGUUGUGGGGGCGCCUGGUUGUGCCCCCUCAGAAAUGUGUGCCUGGCACCAUAAGCCCCCUGGAAGCUACCCUAGACCAAACUAGAGCAUUGGUUCAGUAUUAUCUACACUGACUGGCAGUGGCUCUGGGGGCAGGUUCUCUUUUCCAACCCUACCUGGAGUUGCCGGAGACCUUUUGUAAUGGUUGGUUCUCUCCCACAGAAGCAAAACAACUCCGGCAGUAAUCAACUCAGGUUUAUUGCUCAAAACACACAAAUCACUCUGAAGCUCAGUCACUCAGCAUCUGCUUCCAAAUUAGCUGUUGCCGAGUCUGAGUUACGCUCCUUCCUCUUCCCACAUUUAAAGCCCCACUUUCGCUUCCUUUCCUGUUCACGCCUCUCAUUAAUUAUUGCGCGCCUACGCGUCAUGGGAUGGGCUAUUUCCAGUGGCCCUCCCUCUGAGUCCGAGCUUAAACUGUCAGUCUGCGUCUUCCCCCUUGAACUCCCCCCUUCCUUCUCCAUGUUCUCAGAGCUCAGGCUUCUACUGCAAUGCGCUCCAUGUGGGGCUACCUUUGAAGGUGACCCGGAAACUACAGCUAAUCUAGAAAGUGGCAGCUAGACUGGGGACUGGGAGCGGCCACUGAGACCACAUAACACUGGUCUUGAAAGACCUACACUGGCUCCCAGUACGUUUCUGAGCACAAUUCAAAAUGUUGGUGCUGUCCUUUAAAGCCCUAAACGGCCUUGGUCCAGUAUACCUAAAGGAGUGUCUCCACCCGCAUCGUUCUGCCCGGACACUGAGGUCCAGUGCCGAGGGCCUUCUGGCGGUUCCCUCGCUGCGAGAAGCAAAGCUACAGGGAACCAGGCAGAGGGCCUUCUUGGUAGUGCCGCCCGCCCUGUGGAAUGCCCUCCCACCAGAUUUCAAAGAGAAAAACAACUACCAGACUUUCAGAAGGCAUCUGAAAGAAGCCCUGUUUAGGGAAGCUUUUAAUGUUUAAUAGACUAUUGUAUUUUAAUAUUCUGUUGGAAGCCGCCCAGAGUGGCUGGGGAAACCCAGCCAGAUGGGCGGGGUAUAAAUAAUAAAUUAUUAUAAUAUUAUUAUUAUUAACUAGGCUGCUCCUCCCUCGUUCCACAUUCCUGCCUAAUUACCUCCUCCUGUCUCUCUAUGCUCUCCCCCUCUGUCAGCAAUGGGACGCAGCUGACACUUUCUGUUCUACCCCUGAGCCAGGGUCUCAUACAGAGGCCUCCUCCAUCACUUGCCACUUGGUCCUUUUAACUGGAGAUGGCAGGGGUUGAAUCCAGGACCCUCCAGCAUGCAAAGCUGGUGCUCUAAUACUGAGCCACAGUCUCCCUCUGAAAACCUCUGAUCUCUCUCUACGUGCCCCAAGGUUCGCUGGAGCUUGCAAUGACCCACCCAGAGUUCUACUGGUAUGUGGAUGAGGGUCUGUCAGUGGAGAACCGGAAGAGCUCCCUCUUGCGCAGUGAGAUCCUCUUUGGCGCUCCGCUGCCAAGCUACUACUCAGUGGAGGACCGGUGGGAAGAGCAACGGAGCAAGUUCCAGAGCUUCGUGGUCACCUACGUGGCUUUGCUGGCCAAACAAUCCACCAGGUAAGCAAGGAAGGUAUUUCGGUUGCGAGUGCAAAGCACUUCCAAGCUUCCCCCAACCCACUCUGCUUUUUUGCUGGAAGGAACCAUAAUAUCUGAAAGAGCCUCUACACCCCCAUCAUUCAGCCUGGACACUGAGGUCCAGCCCUGGGGGGCCUUCUGGCAGGUCCCUCACUGCAAGUGAGGUUACAGGGAAUCAGGCAGAGGGCCUUCUCAGUAGUGGCGCCUGCCCUGUGGAACGCCCUCCCACCAGAUGUCAAGGAAAUAAACAACUACCUGACUUUUAGAAGACAUCUGAAGGCAGCCCUGUUUAAGGAAGUUUUUAAUGUUUGAUGUUUCAUCGUGUUUUUAAUAUUCUGUUGGGAGCCACCCAGAGUGGCUGGGGAAAUCCAGCCAGAUGGGCAGGGUAUAAAUAAUAAAUUAUGAUGAUGAUGUUGCUGCAGCCCUUUGUCUGGUAGAGGAGGGUCCAUUAAGUCCUCCAAGUUCCAAAAAGUGAAGUGUCUAGUCCUCAUGGAGACAUACAGACUCCAAAUUUAAGGACACAGAGCCUCUCUUGUGGGUGCUCUUGAGAUGAGGCUGUUUUGACUUUCUGAGACUAGCAGGCAGUGUUAGCCGCUCCAUUAGGGAGGGUGCCAGCCACCGCUGCAUUUGAAGUCCCUUUUUCCUUUGUCUGGACAGGGUAGGCCACUCGUCUCGCCCACCUCCUGCCCCAUCAGGAUGGGCCUUGCCUUUUGGCAGCUGCUGGAGGGCAGGCAGCAUGACCCUAGACUGGCCCGCUGGCCUUGGUGGGCAAGGAGAUUUGAUUUCCAGCAGCUGGUAUUCAGAAGCAUUGUUACUGGCAGGGCCUGGCAAGACACAGACGAGUGUGCAUUGGGGUAAGGGGGUGGGGGCUGGAGUCUGACUUGGGAGAGGUGGGGCAGUGAUUUGGGGGGGGGGGGACCUGUACCAGCCAGGAGACGAGAAUUGGAGACAGGGAGUGGAGGAUGGAGUGCAGGAAGGGUCGGAAGAAGAGGAGGAAGAGGCAGGGCUAGGAAAUGAAUGGUCAGGGAUUCCCCCAGCCUCUCCUGCACCACUGUCUCCCAGCUUCCACAGGGGCGCAGCCUCCACCUGGGUCCAUGCAACCUGUUGGGAGAGGUAUAUAAACAGGGGGAGGUGGAGCAGCCCCCAAUUGCUGCAACUGCUGCAUAGAGUUCAGACCUGGGAAUAGCUGUUUUGUGCAUGGUUAUUUGGAGCCGUAGAACUCCAAAGUGUCUGCUUUUGACAAUGAACAGCUAACUGUUAUGGGCAUUACUUUGGCUGGGGAGUGCCUUUGACAGUUGCCUCUGACUAGGGAGGAAGAGCAAUGUCACCAUGGGUAGCAGCCACGGAGAGCCUCCUGCUUUGUGAUGGCCAGGGAGGGCAGUGGGAAUGAGAGGCAGAUAACCUCAAACCUACUGGCUCAGUGUGGCCCUCCAGAGUUCUCUGUCCGGCCCACAGGACUCUCCCCAGCCACACCUCUCACUGACCCUGUUUUGGCCCUUCCUUGAGGGUUUUUGGGUGGCUGGGAUGCACUCUUGAACUCUGCUAAUGCUUCUUCCUUGCACGAAUGGAGGAUCGAGAGGGAUGGAGGAAAGAGGAUUGAGGCUGGGCACAGUGCUUGAGGCAGAUCUGGCAAGGGAACAGGCGAGGGAACAGGCUCUUUUCUCUCUCCUGCUCUCCUGCGGUUCAGACUUUAUCAGCUCUCUCAUUUUAAUUAUCUGGGAUUAGCUUUGCUUGAAGACUCUUUUUGCAGGCGAGCUGGGCAAUCGGGGUGUGUGUGUAUCACAGCUCUCCACGUCGGCCACUCCAUCUCCUGAAUCCUCUCACUUAUUUUCCUCCCCCGUGCGGUUUAAUAUAAUGAAAAUACCGAUUAGGAUUCCAGGUGGGAUCCAUGGCUUUGGGAGUCAGCAAGCUAAGCUUCAGAGGGAAGUGGGGGAAAGAAGCAAUAAGACUCUUCUCUUGCUCUCAGCAAUCGCUCUCUUGAGAGUGUAAUCCUGCUGCUCUCAGCUGGGAAAGGAUGCUCUCUGCAAUGGGAGGAAGGCAGAGAGGGCCGGCAGGGAGCAGAGAUAGAGCCAUCGACAGGACUCCUUGCUGGGUUAUCCAAGGGCAACACUGAGACAGAGGAGGGAGAGGAAGACGAGGAAGGCAACCAUGCUGGGCUGGGUGUAAGUAGGAAGACCAGCAGCUGGGGGCCGGCUGAGAUCCAACUGAGGUUGCUGGGGCAGUUUUUAAUAAAUAAAUAGACUAUAUUGGUGGGUUGGCUGAAGGCAGACAUGAGACGGAUAAGGCAGUGCUGCAUUUGCCACAAGGCAGCCUCCCACAGGUUUUCUCUAGCUGAGAUCUUCCUCUGACCCACCAGUCAAGAGUUGAGUCAGGGUUAGCUGCGGGACAAAAUGGGCGACGAAAGCAAUGUGGCCCCUAUUUUUAGCACUUGUAGGCUGACUAGAGGGACGCGGGUGGCACUGUGGGUUAAACCACAGAGCCUAGGACUUGCUGAUCAGAAGGUCGGCGGUUCGAAUCCCCACGACGGGGUGAGCUCCCAUUGCUCGGUCCCUGCUCCUGCCAACCUAGCAGUUCAAAAGCACGUCAAAGUGCAAGUAGAUAAAUAGGUACCGCCCCAGCGGGAAGGUAAACGGCGUUUCCGUGCGCUGCUCUGGUUCGCCAGAAGUGGCUUAGUCAUGCUGUAUGCCGGUUCCCUCGGCCAGUAAAGCGAGAUGAGUGCCGCAACCCCAGAGUCGGUCAUGACUGGACCUAAUGGUCAGGGGUCUCUUUACCUCUUUAAUACUUUUGUUCCUGACUCCAGGUCACAGGCUCACCCUAUUCAUACACAAAUGUGCCCUUGAGACAGGAUUUGCAAGCAAAAAGGCAAUGGGAAGGCUUUCCCCAUUUGCCUCCCUUACUGCAGAGGAAUAUCUGAGGUCAUUGGGAGAGUCAAAAUGGCUUCAGGAUUGCUCUCCCAUACUAUUACAGACACGCGGUUCAUAUAUUUAGAUAUGUCUGCCUUUAUGAAUAUUUAUUCUGUAUUCGGAACCUUAAAUUCUUAUAAGAGUAUUCAAAAGUGAAGAUGGUAAUCAUAACUCUCCCCCCCCCCCGUUUCUUCCUAGCAAAGUCCAGGUGCUGUAUGGUGGGACGGAUUUGUUUGACUACGAAGUGAGGAAGACGUUCAACAAUGACAUGUUGCUGGCUUUCAUCAGCAGCAGCUGCAUUGCAGUGUUGGUCUACAUCCUGGCUUCCUGCUCAGGUAAGCUAUGUCGGGAGCCACUUCUGGCGAACCAGAGCAGUGCACGGAAAUGCCGUUUACCUUCCUGCCAGAGUAAUACCUAUUUAUCUACUUGCACUUUGACACACUUUCGAACUGCUAGGUUGGCAGGAGCAGGGACCGAGCAACGGGAACUCACCCCAUUGCAGGGAUUUAAUGCGCUGACCUUCUGAUCAGCAAGUCCCAGGCCCUGUGGUUUAAUCCACAGUGCCGUGACACAUUCUAAAACCCAGAGAGAACCUCAGCAAUUGUAUAGUCAAUCUAUCCGGAAGAUAAAUUGUAUAUCAAAGAGUUAGUGAUCUGACACUGGUUGCCCUUCCUGCCCCUGUUCCUUCCCCCUCUCCUUGUCUCUUAAGUUCUUUGAUGGCGUGAGAACAGCCUACAAUGUCCUAAUCAGUUAGGAGGAAGAGAUAGUGAUGAGUACCUUCUUUGAUGUUGGACACUGUUUUGAGAAAGUGAGGCAUUGGGAAUACUACUUGCAAUAAUCUGCAAGUAGCCAGUAAUGAAUGAUCUGCGCGUAGCCAGUCAGGCAAGCCACAGGCUAGCUAUCUAGCUAUCUAUAAUGGUUUGGGCACAGUUUCUGAGAAGCUUGUGCACGGACUGAUUGGCUGCGGGACCAUGCAAACUAAAGGCUACCUGGGGGAGUUACUUUGCCACUUUUUGAGGGCUCCCAAGUGCUUGCUUGGUAUGUAUAUAUUGCUUGCUCUUUAGAAUAAAAUCUUUAAUCUCACUCACUUGUGUUUUGCGUUGCUGCUGAAUCUAAUUUCAAAGGAACCACCUUGCAUUUGGCAAGGCAGCAAUCAGGAGACCAUCUCCUAAUAUUAGCUUCUGUGGAUGAAGCUGGCAAUUUCUGGACUGUUAACCAGCAACUGGGGAGACAGAGGAACGCUUGGCCAGCAGCUGUAACAAUAUAGUUCCCCAUCACCUCAGACACAAGGCUUUCCAUCUGUGUGUUCACAAAACCAACUGUGACACUUGUGGGCAUGCAUGUGUGAAUCCGCUUUUGGGGCGUUCUCUGUGCAAAGUGGUUUGCUUGAUCUUUCGCUCUCUCUUCCGCCUCUUCCAGUGUUCCUCUCAUUCUUUGGGAUCGCUAGCAUCGGGCUCAGUUGCCUUGUGGCGCUUUUCCUGUACCACGUCGUCUUUGGGAUCCAGUACCUAGGAAUCCUGAAUGGUGUGGCUGCUUUUGUGAUUGUGGGGAUUGGUAAGUGGCCUAAACCUACCCAGAUGUCAAAAACCAGGCUGUGGCUCAAUAGCAGAGCAUUCCCAUUGCAUGGAGAAGGUCCUGGGUUCAAUCCUCAGGAUCUCCAGGGAUCCCCUUGCCUGAAACCCUAGAGAGCUGCUGCCAUGGGUAGGCAAACUAAGGCCUGGGGGCCAGAUCUGGCCCAAUCGCCUUCUAAAUCUGGCCCACAGACAGUCCGGGAAUCAGCAUGUUUUUGCAUGAGUAGAAUGUGUCCUUUUAUUUAAAAUGCAUCUCUGGGUUAUUUGUGGGGCCUGCCUGGUGCUUAAAGUUUGCUGACCCCUGGUGUAGACCAUACUGAGUUAGAUGGACCAAUUGGCCUGACUCAGAAUAAGGCAGCUUCAUAUGUCCCAGUGUCUUAAGAGGAUGGCUGUAGGUCACCGGCAGAGCACCUGCUUUGCAUGCAGAAGGUCCCAUGUUCAAUCCCCAGCAUCCUCAGGUAGGGUUGGGAAAGACCCCUGCCAGAAGAGCUGCUGCCAGCCAGUGUGGACAGUACUGAACUAGAUGGACCCAAGGGUCUAACUUGGCAUCAGGUCACUCAACGCAGGCACAGCUUUAACCAUCAAUACACAGAAAACUUUAUCUUGGAACAGACCUGGGCAACAGCUCACUUGGCGAUAGACAUUCAUAGUGGGGUAGGUUUUAAUCUUGUGGAGCCUGACAUCAGCUGAAGACCAUGCUGGUUGAUUCCUAGCAGGUUCUGAUUGAUCCCUUCUUCUCUGUGUGAUCUCAGGUGUGGAUGACGUGUUUGUUUUCAUAAACACCUACCGGCAGGCCACACACUUGAAAGAUCUCCACCUCCGCAUGGUCCACACCAUCCAGACAGCUGGCAAAGCCACUUUCUUUACCUCUUUGACCACAGCUGCAGCGUACGCAGCCAACAUUUUCUCCCAGGUAAGCAUUUUCAGGAGAGCUUUGCUUAUAACUUUGAAGGAAGUGGAGCUUGCCCGUGGCAAUGCCACAAUGAGGAAAUAAUACAACACAAGCAUCACCGCCCCUCGCAUAAAGGAUAAAAAAGUGAUGUCCAGGGUUGUAAAGACUGUGGAGAGAAUAAUUGGGUGCACUCUUCCCACCUUGGAUCAAAUCUAUGCUUCCAGGUGCCAUAAGAAAGCUGCAGAGAUAGUGCAGGAUAGUGCGCACCCCGGAAAUGAUCUUUUUCAGCUUCUGCCUUCUGGAAGAAGAUACAGGGUUAUAAAGACUAGGACUAGCCGCCUGAGAAACAGUUUUUAUCCAGAUGCGAUUUUGGUUUUAAAUGCAGUGUAAGGUAGUCUCUGUGGGAGUAUAUUGUAUUUAAUUAUGGGGUAUCAGAGUUUUUAGGGGGUUAACCAGACUGGAAUAGCUAGGAUAGCAGGCUUGUUGGUUUUUGAAUGUCUGAUGUAGAUUUUUUCAAUUUCGUUGUUCUUUAUGGGACAAUGACAAUAAAGAUUAUCAUAUCGUAUCGUAUCAUAAUGGUUUAAGGAAUCGACGUUUAGUCUGAAGUCAACAGCCUGUGUUUUGUUCAGGCGGCUGCUUUCCUUUCACUUCUUUUCUUCAUCUAGCUCUCCUGCAAAUGCACUGAGGCAUUGGUCUGCCUCCUCAGUUCUGGCACAUUUAAAAUGAGCUUCGUUCUCCCCCGUCCCCCUUUUCAACUCCAGGUCCUCCAGUUCUGCCUUUCCUUUUCCUCUCCUCUGCCCACCUGCUUUCCCUCGCCAGAUCCUUCUAAUCUCUUUCUUCCUUAACUUUUGUCCAGGGGUCCCCAAACUACCAUAUUUUUUGCUCUAUAAGACUCACUUUUUCCCUCCUAAAAAGUAAGGGGAAAUGUGUGUGCAUCUUAUGGAGUGAAUACAGGCUGCGCAGCUAUCCCAGAAGCCAGAACAGCAAGAGGGAUUGCUGCUUUCACUGCACAGCAAUCCCUCUUGCUGUUCUGGCUUCUGAGAUUCAGAAUAUUUUUUUUCUUGCUUUCCUCCUCCAAAAACUAGGUGCAUCUUGUGGUCUGGUGCGUCUUAUAGAGUGAAAAAUAUGGUAAGGCCCAAGGGACUUGUUUAUCUGGCCCGUGGCAACCGCUGCCUGCUCUUACCGGUGCAGCGCUGCACAGCUGCCCACUUCCAGGUCAGAGGAGCACCGGAAAUAGCUUGUGCGCAUGCGCAAGUGUUAUUUCUGGUGCACAUCUGGGUCGGAGGAGGCCCAUGCACAUGCAUUUUGAUUGGCAAGCCCUAGGCUCAGUGGUUUAGACCACAACGCCACCUAAAUGCAAACAGAAUUGAAAUCCGCCUCCAUCUCUCCUUUCUCCUGCAGAUCCCCGCUGUCCACGAUUUUGGCCUCUUCAUGUCCCUGAUCAUUUCCUGCUGCUGGGUGGCAGUCCUCUUCAUCAUGCCUGCAGCCCUUGGGGUCUGGUCCCUCUACUUGUCGCCCUUGGAGAACGCCUGCCAAGCCAGGUGAGGUUCAUUGACUGAGCUGUCAGAGGAGAACUUGCAGAGGGCAGCUGGUCACAUGGCCUAAUGGCUGAACAACUGUGAUAUCUGAGAGCCAGUGUGGCAUAGUGAUUAGGGUGUUGGACUAGGACUUGGGAGACUAGGGUUCAGAUCCCUACUCUGGAGGGGAGCUCAGUGGGCUACUGGGAGCCAUUCACCGCCUCUCAGCUUAACCCUGUGGAAGAGGCAUGGUGACAAAAGGGACCCCAUGUUGGUUUUCAUCGAGACCAUAUAACACCGGUCCUGAAAGACCUACAUUGGCUCCCAGUACAUUUCCGAGUACAAUUCAAAGUGUUGGUGCUGACCUUGAAAGCCCUAAACGGCCUCAGCCCAAUAGACCUAAAGGAGCACCUCCACCCCUAUCGUCCAGCCCGGACACUGAGGUCCAGCUCUGAGGGUCUUCUGGCGGUUCCCUCACUGCGAGAAGUGAGAUUUAAGGGAACCAGGCAGAGGGCCUUCUCGGUAGUGGCGCCCACUCUGUGGAACGCCCUCCCUUCAGAUGUCAAGGAAAUAAACAGCAAUCUGACUUUUAGAAGACAUCUGAAGGCAGCCCUGUUUAGGGAGGUUUUAAUGUUUGAUGUUUUAUUUUGUUUUUAAUAUUCUGUUGGGAGUUGCCCAGAGUGGCUGGGGAAACCCAGCCAGGUGGGCGGGGUAUAAAUAAUAAAUUAUUAUUACUAUUAUUAUUAUUGUUAUUAUUAUUGAUGCCUAAGGAAAGCACACCUAUUCAGCCUCAAAAACCUGUCUGAAAAAGAGGAUGCAAUAAUAUUGGCCUUCCCUGCAAGGUCGUUGUAAGGCAGGGGUUGGGAGCUUGUGGCACUCCAUAUGUUUGUCAGGGAUUGGUUGGACACAGAGGGAUGGUUGGUGAAACCAGAUGGGGAACCACCAAGGGAAAGAAGCUCAGAGGCCGGGGAGUGGUACUGGGAUGAUGCUGAGUAGUCAGAUGGAGAAGACUAGGGAGAGGACGUGUCGGAAGAUGAAGAGGUGGCAGAGUUUAGUGAGCUGGGAGAGUCUGUAGCAGGAAAAGUCCAGGAUCAGAGGUGGAAGCUGAAGCAGGGGAGGUGGGAGAUGAAGAGGCAGAGAUGAGCUCCCUUCCCUCCUUGUCUCCCAGAACCAGAAGAGGCAUGAAAAGGGCGGAGCAGAGGUUGGCUGCCUGCAGGUGUAGUCCUCAAUUGCUUGGGGAAAGCCCUGGAGAGGAGGGGAUUUAGAGGCCUGCGGGGAGGCAGGGAUUUUUAAUCUUGGCAACUGAUCCGUGGGGCAAGAUCUACCAGGCUGUGCUCAUUAGGCCUGACACUCCACCAAGUCAGUGCAGAUCGUGUUCUUGCUAAUAAAGAGUUAACUCCAACUUGCACAGUGUGAUUUGCUGCCGGCUCACCCCAGACAACUGUUGCUGGACUGCAACUCCUUUCAUCCCUGAAUAUUGGCACUGCCAGCUGGGGUUGAUGAGACCCCCACAGUCAGAGGCAGCGCUGCUUCUGACUACCAGUUGUUGGUACCCUCAGGAGGGGAGGGUGCUCUUGUGUUCGAAUCCUGCUUGCAGGUUUCACAUAGGCAUCUGGUUGGCCACUGUGAGAACAGGAUGCUGGACUAGAUGGGCGAUUGGCCCGAUUCAGCACUUCUUAUGCUCUUAGUUGGAGUCCAACAACAUGAGGAAGGCUGCAGGUUCUCCAUCCCUGCCUCCCAACUGGCUGGACUCCAGCUCCAAUUAGCCCCGGCCGGGGACCCUGUGCCACUUCAGGUGUUGCUAGACUACAACCUUCCCCCAUCCAUAGCUGUCAACUUACAGAUUUGAAAAUAAGGGAUCAGCAGCCAAAAUAAGGGUUUUUAGUCAACCAGCUGAAAUGCGAAGUUAAAAGGGACCAGAUAAUUUUGGAGAGCAGCGCUGGUUUUUAGCCCUUCAUUUCCAGAGGUUGCUGCUCAAGACACCAGCUGAUGAAACACUGCAAUUAAAUAACUACAAGCAGCAACCACUUUUCGCGCAAAACAAAGUCCAAGCUACGAAGAUGCUGCUGCAGUUCUGUAUCUUUUCUCUCGUGCUCCAUCUGCAGCUCUCAGUUCCAUUAGGCGGGGCGGGAGGAGAGGGGGGGAAAUAGCGCCCAAAGUAAACCCGCAAAUCAGACCAUCUAUGCUAGUCUACCACUACAAAUCUAUGGGAGAAGCGCUUGCGGUCCUUCCUCCGCUUUCCCCCUCUAUAGUUAGCCCUUGGAACACCUGCCCGCGACUCUACCUCCGCCUCCUCCUCCUCUCUCUGAACUGCUUUCUCUAUGGUUGCCCUCACUCUCCUCUCAAGGCUCCCCAGCAAUUCAUAGGCCGCGCCAGGCUGCCCAUCUUAUCCGGGUCCUUCGGUGGCGCAGCCGCAGUACAGCCUAGCGGGAGCGGCAGCGACAGGCAAAGGGGAGGGCCCAGGCAGAGAAGCUCAGUUUGGCGGCCACGAGGAGGAUGGCGGCGGAAGGGCCCGAGGCUCCUGCCAGUCCCGGUGGGGAGGGGCUCCCAGGGGCCGAGGCUAGUGAGAGGAGGCCGGAGGGGGGCGGGGCGGGCAGCCAAGCAACACAGUUGGAGCCUCCCUCCUCCAUGGCUGGCAGGGAGGGAGGGAGGGAGGGAGAGGAGCUGCUUCCUUUGAAACCUGGGAAAUUUAAGGGACAUCAUCAAUAAGGGACAGCAGCGGGACAUGGCUCUGGGAUAAGGGAGUUUCCCGCAAAAUAAGGGACAGUUGACAGCUAUGCCCCCAUUCCUCUUGGCUCUUGGCCAUGCUGGCUGCAGGCUGGGGGGGUGACUUGAAAGAAGCUGGAGUCCAGCAACAUCUCGAGAGCAUCACAGAUUCCCCAUUGGUGCUGCAAGGAUCCAGCAAGAAUGUGUGAAUUUUUGCAUGUCUCUUUCUCAAACCCUCUGGCGCAACAGCAGGGGAAAUUGCUUGCAUAUCAAGUGCACCUGAUGCCUGGCUCUGAGCACGACCCUUUCCCGAUCCGCUCUAUCUGCCCUUGGCUGUGUCGACAAUGACGAGCCGCAGGUGUUUUGCAAGGGGCAAAGUGCUCUGAGAUGCUCACUCGGCACCCAUCCCUCCCUCUCCCGCAGCUGCAGCCAGAAAUGCGUGAAGCCGAAUUCCCUGCAUGUUUCAGAUGGGCUGUUCAUCUCCUCGGAGGCUGCGGGUGGUCCAGGGCCAGGCGGCCUUCCUUACCUGGACGACGACAUCCCCUUGCUCAGUGUGGAAGACGAGCCAGGUAGGCAGUCCCUGGGAGGCAGGGCUGAGCUCAGUGUCCUUUUUAAAAAAUAAAUAAAAAAUCCAUACAAUACAUGAUCAUACAAAAGAGCUGUAACAUAACCGUAACAAUGAACGGUUUCCUUACGUUACAAUAAUGUUUAUUGCCAUUGUCCCAUAAAGGUAAAGGGACCCCUGACCAUUAGGUCCAGUCAUGACCGACUCUGGGGUUGCGGCGCUCAUCUCGCUUUAUUGGCCGAGGGAGCCAGCAUACAGCUUCCGGGUCAUGUGGGUAGCAUGACUAAGCCGCUUCUGGCGAACCAGAGCAGUGCACAGAAACGCCGUUUACAUUCCCGCCGGAGCGGUACCUAUUUAUCUACUUGCACUUUGACGUGCUUUUGAACUGCUUGGUUGGCAGGAGCAGGGACCGAGCAACGGGAGCUCACCCCAUCGCGGGGAUUUGAACCACUGACCUUCUGAUCGGCAAGUCCUAGGCUCUGUGGUUUAACCCACAGCGCCACCCGCAUCCCUACUCAUUGUCCCAUACAGAACAACAAAAUUGAAAAUCUACAUCAGACAUUCAGAAACCAACAAGCCUGCUAUCUCAGCUAUCCCAGCCUGGUUAGCCCCCUAAAAACUCUGAUACCCCAUAAUUAAAUACAAUAUACCCCCAUAGAGACUACCUUACACUGCGUUUAAAACCAAAAUCACAUUUGAAUAGCAACUGUUUCUCAGGCAGCUUCAACUUAAAAGAGAAAAUUCACUUAGAAGAGUUGCAAAUGGGGAUACCUACCUAUGAUGAAACUUGGCCUCCCUCCUUUUCAUAUGUAAGGGGGAGAAAGAAAGUAAAGCUCUCCCGCCAGCCUCACAAAACUGUCUGCAGAGAGCCUAUAGGGACUGCCAAUGUUUUAAGGCCAUGUAAAAUGAUGCCAUAAACACCUCAAGGACCGCAUCUUUCCAUAUGAACCUACCCAGACCCUGAGAUCAUCUUCUGAGGCCCUCCUUCCUGUGCCUCCUCCUCAAGAGGUCUGGAGGGUGGCAACAUGAGAACGGGGCCUUCUCUGCAGUGGCUCCCCAUCUGUGGAAUUCUCUCCCCCGGGAAGUUCACCUGGCGCCUUCAGAUGCCAGUCAAAAACAUUCCUUUUUAACCAGGCCUUUGGUUGAUUCAAUUUACAUCCUAUUCCUUUUUGAAAUGUAUUUUUUGUGGGGGGGUAUUGGGUUGUUGUUUUUAUUUUUAUUAGGUAUUUUGUGGUUUUAUAGCUAUUUUAUUCUGUGAACCACCCUGAGACCCCUGGGUAUAGGGCGGUAUAUAAAUUCAUUUAAUAAUAAUAAAAAUCUUAUUGCUAUGUUCUUUUCUCUAUGGAGAUUCUUGUUGUAUUUUUUAUGGAAAGAGAGAGAAUUCACAUGCACAAUAAAUACAGCGGGACACCUGGCUUGACAGAAGGACAUUUGAAAAGGAUUUGGGGCUGAGAUUCCUGCAUUGCAGUGCCCCUUCCAAUUCUACAAUUCUGUGAUUCCAAAAUGCUGAGCUAUAUAGAUCACUGUCCUAACCCAGCAAGCUCUUCUCAUGUCAUUGUUGCUACUGUAAUUAUUUUAUUUAUUACCCAUCCUCCCAUCAUAAGGUCCUUGCAAAUUUGUGAAAAUGACAUGCAGAAAUGUGUUAUAAUUAGGGGAAACGCUUUGCAAAAAGUUAUAUCAACCAAUCAUUCAAUUUAUUUGUCUUCUGCCUUUCCAAAGCAAAACCAUGCUCAAGGAGCCUACGACAUAUAAAAAAACUGCUUAACUACAAACACAUACCCUCCGACAUUUCUCUGGUGAAAAUAGGGACGUCCUAAGGUGAAGAGGGACAAUUACAGGUUCAAAUCAGAAACUGGGAUGGCUUCUGUAAAUCUGGGACCAUCCCUGGAAAAUAGGGACACUUGGGGUGGUCUGCAAGCAUAACAAAAGUCAAAAGUGUGUAGAAAAAGAUGUCAGUAUGAGGAGAAACCAGCACUAAAAUGCUGAAGAAUUUGCAUAAGAAUUUAUUCUCUUUUGCUGGAGAAAAGAGUGGAAAACCGAAUUUAAGGCUGGAGAUGCGGAGAAUUGGGAGUGUCAGAUUCUUCCAUCCCAAUAGCUCAGUCGGUAGAGCAUGAGACUGAAUCUUGGGGUUGUGGGUUUGAGACCCUUAUGGGGCAAAAAGAUUCCUGCAUUGCAGGGUGUAAGGGGUUGGUGCUGCCAAAGCUAGCAUAGAUAAAACUCCAGGCUCGCAGCCAGUUUCUGUCUUUAAGAUUUAUUUACAAAGUUCAAACAGUUCUGAGAGCUUCAAAGGCAUGUCCGUGCCUGUCUCACUCAGAUGCCUCGAAUGGCUUUUUCUUACUCCUCCUCCCCCAGCAGGCCAAUUGUCAAAAGACCCGCCUCUUACUUCUUCUGUUCAGUGAAUAGCUAGUUCUGGGCUCCCUGUCUCUUCUUCCGAGUCAGAUGAGAAACUGCUAAUUAGCUCUUUCGGCUCUCUAUAAGUGCUAGUCUCCCCCCUUGGCUCUCUAGCCUUUUGCACUUCCCUGACACAGGGGGUUGGACUAGAUGACCCUUGGGGUCCCUUCCAACUCUGCAAUUCUACGAUUCUACCUUUAAUGGGAUGCUGGACUAGACAGGCCAUUGGCUCGAUCCAGCCAGGCUCUCCUUUUUUAUUCCUAUGAUCUUCCCACCCACCAUCCCCUGAAACCGACUUGGGAUACCUGCUUCCUCACCGAGAGCAUUUGCUCAGAUGGAGAGUUUGUUUUCCUGCACAAACCUUUCCUCCCGCAAAGCGCUCCUUUGCAAUCCGGGGUCAGGUGCCUCUCAGGAAACAGCCCCGGGUGCUCGAAAUUCCUGCUUCGCCAGGCGCUUCACCUCGUUGAUAUGCCAUCCCUGCCCUGCAUGGUAAUUUAUGGAAAUGGCUUCUUUGCAGCGUUUCUGGAAUAAUAUGAGACAGGAGGGCAAUUUCCUCCGGGGACCCCCUCAGGUCAGCAGGGCAGGGAAGGUGGUUCAGUGUAUGCAUGCAUGAGGCUGUCAUUAUAAUGAAGGAAGAGAGUGUUUCUCUCCAACAUGCUAAACCAAGGAGGAACCAUACUUUGAGGCAUGGGCAAAGCCAGGAUUUAUGCUUUUUGGGGGGCCAGAAUACCCACCUCUCAUCAUCCUCUGUCUGGCUCUGUCUAGCAGAUUCUGAAUGAAAUGUCUCCACAACAGUUGUCUUAAUUACCUUCUUUUGACCCCAAGUGCUCAGAAAAAUCUCUCAGAAUUUUUCUACGAUUUCUGUGCGCAUAUAAAUAUGUGUGUGUGUGUGUGUUUUACAAUUUAAGAUAAACAUUUUACAUCCUUGAGAUAUCGAGGACUUCCCUUCUUCUCUUUCCAUGGUUCAUUUUACAUAUCAUAAAAUCCCUGCAUAUUUUACAAAAACUAUACCAUUCGGUAUUUCUGUUACUGCAUCCAUCAAAACUUAUUUACACUGUUGAAUUUAUCUUAAUGCUGCCAGCGUUUUCAGCUGUACACAAUUAUUCCCUAUAUAUUCAAUAAACGUUUUCCAAUCUUCUUUAAAUGUAUGUUCUUGUUCUCUUGUUCUAUAUGUGAAGCCUGCAAGUUGUACAUAUUCUGUCAAUUUUAGUUGCCAUUCCUCAUUGGUUGGGACCUUUAGUUGUGACAUUGAUACUGACAAUUUCUACUUUUAGCUAAGUAUUUUUCUUUAUUUACUUGCUUUUGGGGUAGCAGCUGACCCCCAGACCCCCUGGCGACACCCAUGCUUUCAGGAUAUUUUUUUGGGGGGGGGGUAACAAGACUAACAAUAGGGAGGUGCUAAAUGUAGGGGUAAGGGACACGGGUGGCACUGUGGGUUAAACCACAGAGCCUAGGACUUGCUGAUCAGAAGGUCAGUGGUUCGAAUCCCCACGACGGGGUGAGCUCCCAUUGCUCGGUCCCUGCUCCUGCCAACCUAGCAGUUCUAAAGCAUGUCAAAGUGCAAGUAGAUAAAUAGGUACCACUCUGGCGGGAAGGUAAACGGCAUUUCCGUGCGCUGCUCUGGUUCGCCAGAAGCGGCUUAGUCAUGCUGGCCACAUGACCCAGAAGCUGUACGCCAGCUCCCUCGUCCAAUAAAGCAAGAUGAGUGCCGCAACCCCAGAGUCGGCCACAACUGGACCUAAUGGUCAGGUGUCCCUUUACCUUUAAAUGGAGGGGUUAUCAUUUCAGAAUUUUGGGGGGAUGAAGAGGAUUAUCGUAAAGCUUUGCAAAUUUCACCCCUGGGAUUGGUGGGAGAGAGAGAUUGAAAAUAAAGCUGCAGAUAUGAUAUCGCCCAUUGGCACAAAUCUAGGGUGCAACUGCAAUGGGCAAUCUGUGUACGGGUCUGGUUGCUUAAGAAAAGAUAGAGGCCAUUUGGUGUAGUGGUUACAGACCCGGGUUCAAAUCUCCCCACUCAGUCAUGAAGCUCACUGGGUCUGACUUUGGGCCAGUGGCAGUGAGCACAACCUACCUCACAGGAUUGUUGUGAGAAUAAAAAGGGAAAGAGGAGGACUCUGUGCACCCCCAUGAGCUUCUUAGAGGAACAGGUGGGAUGUGAAGAAAAGGAAUGAAUGAUAAAUAUUGGUGGCUCGUCGGCACUGACAGCAAACCUAUCCGUCUCAAUGAACUUGCCCAACCUUCUUUUAAAGCCAUCUGGGUUGGUGACCCUCACUGGCUCCUGUGGGAGAGAGUUCCGCCGUCUAACUUAUUCACUGUGUGAAGGAGGACCUUCCUCCCUCUCAUUAUCAGAGGUUAACCCAGUGAAGGUGAAUGCUGGAAGAUUUGGGACAGAUGGAAAGGAAGGGAAAGGAGCCUUUGUCCUUAAAAGUGUUCUUUGCUCCUCUGCUAGUGACUCUGGAAAUGGGAGAUGUUCCCUUGGUCUCAGUGCUGCCUGAGAAUCUUCAACUCCCCACCAAGAAUAACAGCCAGGGGCAUCUCAUCGCUCACCUUCAGGAACUCCUCCAGGUCUGGGUUUUGUGGUCAGCUGUGAAGAGCAGAUGGGUGAUUGUCGGUAAGCAUUCCUGGAUCUGUUUUGUGGAGAUCCAAUAUUUAUUGCCAUAUAUAUGAUUAUCUGUUACAGUGGUGCCUCGCAAGACGAAAUUAAUCCGUUCCGCGUGUCUCUUCGUCUUGUCGUUUUUUCGUCUUGCGAAGCACGCCUAUUAGCGGCUUAGCGGCUUAGCGGCUAUUAACGGCUUAGCGGCUAUUAACGGCUUAGCGGCUUAGCGGCUAUUAACGGCUUAGCGGCUUAGCGGCUUAGCAGCUAUUAACGGCUUAGCGGCUUUAAGAAAAAGGAAACAAACUCACAAGAACUCGCAAGACGUUUCGUCUUGCGAAGCAAGCCCAUAGGGAAAUUCGUCUUGCGGAACGACUCAAAAAAUGCAAAACCCUUUCAUCUAGCGAGUUUUUCGUCUUGCGAGGCAUUCGUCUUGCGGGGCACCACUGUAAUUUAUAUUCUUCUCGAUGCCCAAUUAGGUUCCAAUGCAGUUUGCAAACUGUAGAAACCAGUUACACAACCAUUGAAAUUUAGAAGAAGGACUUCUAUAUUUCAAAUCCAGUGAAAUAUGAUCAAAAUGCACAAAGGACACUAUAUUAUUAUUAAUAAUAAUAAUAAUAUAAUCAAAAUGCACAAAAUAAACUAUAUUAUUAUUAAUAUAAUCAAAAUGCACAAAGGAAACUAUAUUAUUAUUAAUAUAAUCAAAAUGCACAAAAUAAACUAUAUUAUUAUUAAUCAUAAUCAGUGUAUUCAUAUCCUGGCUUUUCCCCAAACCAGGACUAGAGGCAGUUUAAAACUACACAGAUAAAAUACAAAGAGCUGAAAACAUGUAAAAGAUAAUUAUUAAAAAGUAAUUAAAUGCUAAUAAAAUUAAAGCAAUAUAAAAAACAAAUCUACAUAAAUGUAAUCCAUUUUCAGUUCUAAAGUAAUAGCAGUCCACAGAUACAAAAUUUGUUUUUCAAAGUAAGCCACUCGGCCCACAGAGGUGGAACAAACUUAGCCCAUGCUCAGGUGUUCUACAUAUAAACAUUAGUACACAUUCACAAAAAGCAACUAUAAUGCUGACAUUGUUCCUGUGCCGAAGUGGGAUGUGAGGUGAGAAGAUGCUGGCGCGGUCCAUCUUUGACCCUCUCCCCCUUUUUUCCUCCAGGGCUCUUCCUCUCUGUUCUCCUUCUGUCCGUCUUCUUCGCCAGCCGCCUCCGCCCAGCAAGCCGGGCUCCCCUUCUCUUCAGGCCCGAUACCAACAUCCAGGUCCUGCUGGACCUAAAGUACAACCUGAGCGCUGAGGGCAUCUCCUGCGUCACCUGCUCAGGUGAGUUGGGCCUCUCGGCUAGAGACCCAGCUGUGUUCGGAGAUUGCUGGUCAACAGAGAGCCAUCCCUCCUGGAGAUCCAAAAUAAUUGAUGCAAAAUAGUACCACUCUGCUUUUCCAUUCAGUGUUUAUAUUUUAUUUUUAUUUUAUUUAUUUAUUUUCCCUUUUUUAUUUCCAUGCUUAUUACAUACAAAAAAGGGGAACAAUAUUGAAAAGGGGGUGCAACUUGAGAGGGGAGGAAAAAAGGAAAGAAAAUGAAAUUUACACAAUCUGUUAUUAAGACAAAAAUUAUGACAAAAAAUUGUGAUUACAAUUUCAUGUUACAAUAAAAAUAAAAAAAUCUCGUCAUCUUUUAUACCCGACUUCCCAUUUAUUCCUUAAUUCUUUUUACAUAAAUUUACUGCCAUAUCAAAAUACUAUUUUUUUAUGUUAAUAUUUUCACAAUUUAUAAAUGUUUAUAUUUAUAUAAGCAAUUAAUAAAAACUGCUGGGAUCACUCAAAAGCUGCUACAGAUUUUAACAUGGUAUAAUUUUGAUAUGUUCUGAAGGCCUCCCAUUUUUGAUACAAAUUCAAUUCUCGGUUUAUUUUUUUAUUCCAUUCAGUGUUUUUAAGGGGGCUUGGGUGGGAAGGGGGCCUGCAUGGGUUGGAGAGCACAGCCUUGCACCCGAAGUUGGAUUUUAUGGGGCAAGAUUGUGUUUUGGAGCUGGCUGUGGUACAGAACUCGCAUCAAAUUGUGGGAGAAGUCACUAUGACUUUAGCUCCCAUCAGCCUCUCCCAAGAUCAUGACCAAAGGGUGAAAGAAACUCCUCCCCAGUGUGGUGUAAUGGUUAGAGCAGCGUUUCCCAAACUGGGGUCUCCGGCUCUUUUUGGACUACAACUCCCACUGGGUUCGAGUGUCAGGCAAAGGAGUGGGAGACCAAGGUUCGAAUUCAUGCUCCCUUGUGAAGCUGGCUAGGUGACCUUGGACCAGUCACCGCCUCUCAGCCUAACAGGCUUGAUUAAAGAGUUGGGGAGAGCCACCUUGAGCUCCUUGGAGAAAUAAAUAAUUACCGUAUUUUUUGCUCUAUAAGACUCACUUUUUCCCUCCAAAAAGUAAGGGGAAAUGUGUGUGCAUCUUAUGGAGCGAAUGCAGACUGCGCAGCUAUCCCAGAAGCCAGAACAGCAAGAGGGAUUGCUGCUUUCGCUGCGCAGUGAUCCCUUUUGUUGUUCUGGCUUCUGAGAUUCAGAAUGUUUUUUUUUCUUGUUUUCCUCCUCCAAAAACUAGGUGCGUCUUAUGGUCUAGUGCGUCUUAUAGAGCGAAAAAUACGGUGCGUAAGAAGGGGAAGGGCCAUAGCUACCCUCUAUGUGUAUUGUAUUGUUUUAUGUACUGUGGCUUGCCGUUUUAUUGAUUCUAGUUUAGAUAUUAUUGUAACUGUUGAGUGGAUUUCUGUUUAACUUUUAUAUGUUGAUAUUAUUUUAUACUAUUCUAGUGAUUGUUGAAUGUUACUUUUUUUGAUUUAGGUUGCCUAUUUUAAAGUUAUGUUUUACUAUCACAUUUUUGUAUUGCAUUAGAUUGUUAUAAGAUAUACAUUUUUUGUUUCCUCGGCUUGUAAACCACCUUGAGUAUUGUAAGAUAGAAAGGCGGUAUACAAAUUAAUAAUAAUAAUAAUAAUAAUAAUAAAUAAAUAGCUCAGUGGUUAGAACAUCUGCUCUGCAUGCAGAAGUUUAAAGCCCAGUGUCUCCAGAAUUGGGAUAAGGCUCCCUGUCUGAAGCCCCAAAGAGUCGCUGCCAGUCAGAGUAGACAAUACUGAUGGGCCAGUAGCCUCACUUUGUAUAGGGCAGCUUCGGAUGUUCCUGUGUCUUAAGGGAAGGGCUGUCGCUCAGUGGCAGAGUACAAGGUAUGCAUGCAAAUGGCCCCAGGUUUGAUCCCUGUGACUUCCAGGUGGGAUUGGGGUAAGAGUCCAAGAUAGUGGGGGGCUAGCCAGCCUAGCUGUCCUCCUCUUGAUGCUGGAGAUCCUUUUGUCCCUGACUAACAUUGUGUGACAGGCUUGUUUCAGGAAAAACCCCGUAAUUUGCAGAAUAACAUCCGCACCUCUCUGGAGAAGAAGAAGCGGGGAUCUGGCCUUGUGUGGGGUAGCCGAGGAAGCGCUGCAGGGGAUGGAAUUGUACAAGGUGAGUUAACCCUGCUCUUUAUCCGCAAAGGUGCCCAAAGCAGCUCACAUAAGAUUAAUAGAAACAGGGCAAUCUAAAAGUCACAACACAAAAGGAAAGAGAAGGGAAGAGGGAAGAGGAAAAAUAUGCAAACAUAGACACCAUUUCUUUAUCUCAGGUUGUUCUCUUGCUGGGUAUAUCUUGGAUUGAGAAAUGUAGUACAGUGGUACCUCGAGUUAAGUACGUCAUUCGUUCUGGAGGUCUGUUCUUAACCUGAAACUGGGGCCUCCUGCUGCCACCGCACCGCCGGAGCACGAUUUUUGUUCUCAUCCUGAAGCAAAGUUCUUAACCCGAGGUACUAUUUCUGGGUUAGCAGAGUCUGUAACCUGAAGCGUAUGUAACCCGAUGUAGCACUGUACAGUGGUACCUCGGGUUAAGAACUUAAUUCGUUCUGGAGGUCCGUUCUUAACCUGAAACUGUUCUUAACCUGAGAUACCACUUUAGCUAAUGGGGCCUCCCUCUGCUGCCGUGCCACCACAGUGUGAUUUCUGUUCUCAUCCUGAAGCAAAGUUCUUAACCCAGGUACUAUUUCUGGGUUAGCAGAGUCUGUAACCUGAAGCGUAUGUAACCUGAAGCGUAUGUAACCCAAGGUACCACUGUAUAAGCCUUCUAUUUUUCUGCAUGUGUCACUGAUUUAGGCUUGGAUGAAGGCAAGCUCAGAACAAAUAUUCAUACAGAGAUGGGACAGGCUGCCUCUUUCUCUUGCUGGUGUCGCACCUCUGCAUGUGGAAUGAUUUGAACCUUUUAAUCGCACGUCACAUCCACUAAUACAUUUAAAGCAUGAUGCUUCCUCCUAGCAUGGCUAGGAUAUUCCACAUGGAAAAGGAACAGAUCCUACAACCUACCCCACCCCACCCAGUGGCAGAAUGUGACUCAUACACAGAGGUGGAAGUCAGCCUCCUCUGUGAAUAUAAUGCCUUUAGAGAACCUUUAACCCCUCAACAUAGGGAUGCGGGUGGCACUGUGGGUUAAACCACAGAGCCUAGGACUUGCCGAUCAGAAGGUUGGCGGUUCGAAUCCCCGCGACGGGGUGAGCUCCCGUUGCUCGGUCCCUGCUCCUGCCCACCUAGCAGUUUGAAAGCACGUCAAAGUGCAAGUAGAUAAAUAGGUACCGCUCCGGCGGGAAGGUAAACGGCGUUUCUGUGCGCUGCUGUGGCUCGCCAGAAGCGGCUUAGUCAUGCUGGCCACAUGACGUGGAAGCUGUGUGCCGGCUCCCUCGGGCAAUAAAGCGAGAUGAGCGCUACAACCCCAGAGUCGGUCACGACUGGACCUAAUGGUCAGGGGUCCCUUUACCUUUACCUUUAACCCCCCCAAAACAAUGGUUUUCUCUUAGUCCUCUGCUGACACCCAGGUCUGGGAAGGUCUGGAAGGGUCGUCUAGCCGAAUUUGUUGUGGUGAUGUUGAGGGCGAAGUCUGGCUGGUGGGUGGAUUUUUCAGGGCUCCCUCAGGUUGACUGUACCAUGUUCUGCAGCAGACCCCCAGGGAACAGUCUACAUCUUCAAAUCCAAAGGCAAAGGGCGGCCAGUGCUCUACAGAUUCUCUCUCAAUGCCACCGUCCCGGCACCAUGGCAGACGGUGUCAGCAGGAGACGGGGACAUCCCCUCUUUCCUGGUGAGUUUCCAGAGCACCUAUCAAUUACCUGUGCGGCUGAGACACAAUGCUCUCAUUAAUGCAGCUCCAUGUAGGCAGGGCAGGGAAGGCCAAGAUAUGGGGAACGUCUCUGGGGGUAAAAUGCAUGGGAUUUCCUCCCCCCCCCCCCCCGGAGUCCUGUUGCACGAUGUGAGACUGGUUUUAUUUGUAUACAGUGGUGCCUCACAAGACGAAAUUAAUCCGUUCCGCGAGUCUCUUCGUCUUGCGGUUUCUUCGUCUUGCGAGCACAGCUAUUAGCGGCUUAGUGGCUAUUAGCGGCUUAGCGGCUUAGCGGCUAUUAACGGCUUAGCGGCUUUAAGAAAAAGGAAACAAACUCUCAAGAACUCGCAAGACGCUUCGCCAUGCGAAGCAAGCCCAUAGGGAAAUUCGUCUUGCGGAACGACUCAAAAAACGCAAAACCCUUUCGUCUAGCGAGUUUUUCGUCUUGCGAGGCAUUCGUCUUGCGGGACACCACUGUAUUAUUAGUAAUUGUCUGAUAGCGCCCAAGGUUCCCUGUUUAGGGCAGGAGAGGGGGACGUUUGUCCCUCCCGAUGUCACUAAACUACAUUUGGCCUGACCCACUGCUAGCUAUCUCAUGGAAUUUGCAGGGAAUUUCCCCCUGUUUACAGAAGUUUUAAAUGUUUUAUUAUUAUUAUUUUAUUUAUUAUUUAAUAUUCUGUUGGGAACCACCCAGAGUGGCUGGGGAAACCCAGCCAGAUUGGUAAGGUAUAAAUAUAUUAUUAUUAUUAUUAUUAUUAUUAUUAUUAUUAUUAUUAGAAUCGUAGAGUUGGAAGGGACCCAGAGGGUCAUCUAGCAGAACCCCCUGUCAUGCAGGAAUCUCCGCAAAAGAAUCCCCGACAGAUCGCCCAACCAGCCUCUGUUUAAAAGGAAAGGGAGUCUUGCCAUCCAAAAGUCAUUCCUAAUGACUAGUCCUUGCCAUUUGCAUCCAUUGGUUACUGGUUAGAGGGAGCUGGGCUUGUGCAAUAGUUUUAGCACACAAUCUGGUGUGGGGGUGGGGGUGUGUACACAGCAAGCCUGAAAGCCUUUAUCUCCUGGUAUGCCCCGCGGAGGACCUUAAGGUCCACAAAUGACAACACCUUGGCGGUCCCAAGUCACAAGGUGGUUAGAUUGGUUUCAACUAGGGCCAGGGCUUUUUCAGUACUGGCCCCGACUUGGUGGAACACUCUGUCACAAGAGAUCAGGGCUCUGUGGGACUUGAUGUAUUUCCGCAGGGACUGCAAGACGGAGCUGUUCUGCCUGGCCUUUGGUUUGGACUCAGUCUGACCCUUAUGUUUCCCUCCCCUUAUGGUUUCGAUCUAUGGGCUACUUCUAAAAUGAGGCUGCAUUUUAAAUUGCGUUUUAACCUGUAUUUUAAAUUGGUUUUAUUAUUAUUAUUAUUAGUAGUAGUACUAUGUUUUUACUGUAAUUUUAAUGGUGUUAGCCGCCCUGAGCCCGGCUCUGGCCGGGGAGGGCGGGUAUAAAUUAAAUUUAUUAUUAUCAUCUAGUUGCCACUUCAUGCAGGGGAAAGUGUGCGAUGCUAAUAUCUCUCUCUCUCUUUUUUUUUACGUCCCAUUUUCCUCGGCUCCGAGACAUGUGUUAGUGAAGUCUUCUGUUUUCAUUAAUCCAUUGCUUAGGUGUAUAGAGUUCCUUACGGUAACUUCACCAAGAGGCUGACCGCUUGUAUGUCCACAGUAGGGCAUGUCCAACAGACGGGCCCCAAGAAGUGGAUGGUGACCACCUUGUCGUGCGACGCCAAGAGAGGGUGGAAAUUCGACUUCAGUUUCUACGUGGCUGCAAAGGAACAGCAGCGCACGAGGUAAACGUCCGGUGACUAAACUCUGACAUGGGUUAGAAUAGACCAGGAGGGUCAUCUAGUUCAUGGGUAGGCAAACUAAGGCCCAGGGGCCAGAUACAGCCCAAUCUAAAUCCAGCCUGUGGACGGUCCGGGAAUCAGUGUUUUUACAUGAGUAGAAUGUGUCCUUUUAUUUAAAAUGCAUCUCUGGGUUAUUUGUGGGGCAUAGGAAUUCGUUCAUAUUUUUUUUCCAAAAUAUAGUCCGCCCCCCCCCCCCAAGGUCUGAAGGACAGUGGAACAGCCCUCUGCUGAAAAAGUUUGCUGACCCCUAUUUUUUAUUAAUUUUUCAAUUACAAUCCAAAAAUAACCUCAUUAUAACAAUACCAAAUUAUGAUAUAACUACUAAUACCCAGUGCUUUUUUUCUGGGGGGGACGGAUACCCCUAAACAUUUUGUGAAUCUUUGUACUUUUGUCCAUUUACUGUGUUUAUUUUUCCCUGUUUGAACUAUAACGUGGUGAUUUUCUGAGUCAAAACGAGAGUACCCCUAAACAUUAUUUUAGAAAAAGAGCACUGCUAAUACCAGUCAUCCAAAUACCGAAUUAUACCAUUUAGGUGCCCCCGCCCCCGUGUGCUAGAAUUGAUGGUUUGAUGCUUUUCUUUAUUUCUGCGUUCCAAAAUCUUAUUGAUUUUGAUUGCUUUCCAAUCAAAAUAAUAAUCCCUUAUACAACAACUGCAAUACAGUUGUACCUCUUGUUACGUCAGACUCCGGUUGCGUUUUUUCAGAAUACGAACGCGGCAAACCCCUUGCGCAUGUGCAAAAUUGGCGCUCUAGUUGCGGACUUUUCGGGGUGCGAAUGGCACCCCGGAAAGGAUCAAGUCCCUAACUAGAGGUACCACUGUAUUAAUAACUACCAUUCAUGCUGACACAUUAAGUGAUUUAUAGAACUACAAGUGAGGCACUCAAAUUAUAUCCUUGUUCUUCCUGUGUGUGACAAUUAUUCUGUCCGCUGAGUUUCUUCCUGUCCUUGUAAAGUGUUAUAUCUAUCUUUUCCUGGUUGUUGCUGUUCUCCAUCAUGCCUUGGGCGGAGCUGAUAUCCCAUUGUUGUUCCAGAAAUUUCUCCAUCGCUCCAUCCCAUGCUUCGCUGAUUUGCAACUUUAACAACAGCUACAGCAGCCAAAAGCACAUCAAAGUGCAAGUAGAUAAAUAGGUACCGCUCCUGUGGGAAGGUAAACGGUGUUUCCGUGAGCUGCUCUGGUUCGAAGCGGCUUAGUCAUGCUGGUCACAUGACCUGGAAGCUGUACGCCGGCUCCCUCGGCCAAUGAAACGAGAUGAGAACCGCAACCCCAGGGUCGGCCAUGACUGGACCUAAUGAUCAGGGGUCCCUUUACCUGUACUUUACAGCAGCCGCAUUCUUGGCUGGGGUCCCAUUUAUGCCUCAUAUAACCCCUGUUUUAAAGCAGCUGCACUGGCAGUUCAUUUCCAGGCCCAGUUCAAGGAGCAUAAAGCCUUAAAUGUCUCAGGCUUGAUAUACAUGGAAGAUUGCCUUCUUCCCCACCAACCUUCUUGGGUGCUGAGAUUGACAGAGGGGGCUCUCUUGGCCAUUCCUGGAAGAGAGUCUUCUCUGUGGUGGCCCCGAAGCUGCAGAACUCUCUCCCCACAGAGGUGCAGAAGGUGCUUUCAAUUCACAACUUCUGGCAGGUGCUGAAGGUGUCCUUCUUUACAUGUGCAGUGUAUGUUUUUAGGCUCCACCUUAUUUUUGUGAUGGGAAGUUCCUCUUAAUUGUUUGUUUCUUUAAUUUAAGAAAGCACAUGCACACAGAAAUAAAGAAAGACAGUGCAACUGAAUUAAAAUUAGACAUAAUUUGGGUUGUUUUGUUCACAGUCCCUGGGCAAAGGUUUAUUAUUUUUAUUUUCGGGUGCUGGAGUAGUGACAUUUCACUCUCCCCACCCCCCCAUCCUGAUUUUAUUCAUUUCAUUUUAUUACAUAUAAUGGUGCAAAUGUUUGAGAGAUACAGAAGCUAACUGUGGCUUCCCUGUUUGGCAUCAUAUGGUCCAUAACUUAAAAAAAUUAACCAAUGCAGUGUGGAUAAAUGGCUAUUCCAGAGAGAGAAAAACAAUGCCACGAACGAUAAGAUCAUGAUUCCAUGAUUACAUAUUCCACUGUAACCUGCCCUGGGACCUUAGGGUGAAUGGCAGGCAAUAAAUAUAUAUUACUAGUAAAAGUAAUAAUAGAAGUAGUAAUAGAAAUAUCAAUUGGGUGUGUGCAUGCAUUUUUUUUUAAAGUGGUACCUUGCCCUGGACCCUGAAGGUACAGUCUAUAUAAUCCCAUAGAAAAUCCCUAUACAGUGGUAUCUUGGUUCUCAAACUUGAUCCGUUCCGGAAGUCUUUUCGAAAACCAAGGCGUGCUUUCCCAUAGAAAGUAAUGCAAAAUGGAUUAAUCCAUUCCAGACUUUUUAAAAUAACCCCUAAAACAUGAAUUUUGCUACCUAACGAGACUAUUGAUCUGUAAAAUGAAAGCAAUAAACAAUGUACUGCAGUCACACAAUCAAUCAAUCAAUCAGUAGCCGAACUGGGUUCCACACAGUCACAAAGACAAAACAAAAAAGCCGCAGAAACAAAAACAGACAGACCUCAGCGUAACACUCAAAACGGAAGUGUGCCACUCAAAUCGGAAGCGUAACACUCAAAACGGAGCACGUUCGGCUUCCGAAAAAAGUUCGCAAACCGGAACACUUACUUCCAGGUUUGCAGUGUUUGGGUUCCAAGUUGUUUGAGUUCCAAGGUAUUUGAGAACCAGGGUACCACUGUAUAAUCCCAUAGAAUCCUAUAGAAAAAUGGCAAAAUAUUGACAAGCCAGGACAUUCACCGUCCUUUGUUGCCCUAUUGGCAGACAAUUUACCUGUUGGUCUCUGCUGUCAAAGCUGCAAAAUCUGGGUCAACUCUGGGAUGGAGGAGGAGAUCCAGACAUUGAAACUGUUCUGGCACGUCCCUGAAGCCUCAAGGGAUGAGCGUGAUGUUCUGUAACGCUCGUAUUGAUUGUCCAGAUUCAUUACUCUCCCCUUUCCUUCUAGGAAGCUCUACUUUGCCCAGUCCCACAAGCCCCCUUACCACGGCCGAGUCUGCAUGGCUCCACCCGGCUGCCUCCUUAGCUCCAGCCCCGAUGGACCAAACAAAGGCUUCUUGUACGUGCCGAGCGAGAAAGGUGAGAUGAAGUGGGAUUUGUGUGGCUUCGAUAAGAACGUCAGAAAAAGCCCCAUUGGAGCAGGUCAGUGGGUCAUCUAGUCUAGCAUCUUCUCAGAUGUCUGUGGGAAAGCUGCAAGCAGAAUACAAGCACAUGAGCCCUCUCCCCUCUGACCCUGGAGGCAGAGCUUCUUCUUCAUCCUUCUUUGGCAAUCCCUCGUAGCCGAUUAAGAUUGUCUUCCCUAAACACGGUCUUAACAGUGAGUCGGUAAGUGACUGUGGAGGCCAAUUCUGGAUCCACAUGACCUUCCACAGUGGGGACAUAGGUUUCUGGGUGGGAGUUGAUCAUGGUGAGGAUUUGCCAAGCGUGCCUUCCUCUUAGCACGUUUCUCCUUUGCGUCCUGAGUUCAGGUGUCUUCAAAGUCCAUGACACUUUGGGUAAAGGCUGUUCUCCAAUUAGAGCGCUCACAGGCAAGUGUUUCCCAGUUGUCGGUGUUUAUACUACAUUUUAGAUUUGCCUUGAGAGAGUCUUUAAACCUCUUUUGUUGACCACCAGCAUUACACUUUCCAUUUUUAGUUCGGAACAGAGUAGUUGCUUUGGAAGAUGAUAAUCAGGCACCCGCACAACAUGACCAGUCCAACAAAGUUGAUGUUGAAGAAUCAUCGCUUUGACACUGGGGAUCUUUGCUUCUUCCAAUUCCAGUAGUUCGUCUGUCUUCCCAAGUGAUGUGUAAAAUGGUCUCCUCCUCCUAUAGAUUUACUUAAUCCUAUUUUAAUGCCAUCUACACUGGUAGCAUCAGUUCCCUCAAAGCAUCAGCAUGUUUCUUGGUCACAGCUCUGGCUUAUCAACCAGCUGCAAAACCUCCCCCUCCCUCUUUCCUGACUCCUGCUUCCCAUCCUGAGCAGGCAAGGAGUAGCAAGAACAUGAUCCAUCAAGGGCAAUACAGCAAAUGCCUUAAAUCACCUUUGUGCAAUUCACACAGCCUCAAUUUGUUGCCAGAGUCGAGCCACGUUAGAUCAUAAUAACCUGCAGUUUCAUAAGAGUAUAUAAAGCAGGUGGAUAAAUGAGUAAAUUAAGUUAAUUUGCAUAGGCGGAAAAUAUUAAAAAUAAAUUUAAGGAACCGCAGAAAGAGGGGGAAGGAAGUCAAGUUCUGAAAUGUUAAAAUGAUUGGGAAAUUAUUGAAAUCUAUAAAACUGAAAAUCAUAAAUAAAAAAUGUGCCAAGCCACAUUGGAUUGACUCAGAAAUGAAACAGAACUAACUCUCUCUCCUUUUUAAAGACCUCACCAGAAAUAGCCUGGUUAUUUUUCUGAAGCCCAAUCUCACGGUUGCAAAGGCCACAUUUCAAAGUGUUGCUCCUGACCUUUUGAAAGCGCUAAGUGGUUUGGGACUUGGUUAUCCGAAGGAACACCUAUGUUCCUGUAAACCUGUGUAGACCUUCAGAUUGGUCCCGGGAGCUGUGCCCUUUUCCUCCCAUCAUGUUUUGCAAAAGCGUCAGACUGAUAGAUACCAGACUGGCCUUUUUGGGGGUGGCCCCCAUGCCGGUGGAAUUCCCUCCCGUGGGAUCUGCUUCAUGUCUGCUGCUGCUCUGGAUGUUUUUUAAAUGGGCCUCGAAGAUUCACUUGCUUCCAGGGCAAACCUAACAAGGGAUUGGUGGAGUCUCAGAUUCACUGGCACAUCCAAAGUCUUGCUGGCUCCUACCUCAGGAAGAAGUUGGAAGGCAUAUUUUGUUUCCUUUUUUUGCUGCAUCAGAUCCAUGCUGUUGCAAGUGAGGGAGCUGAGGAUCAGGCCCCUCAGGGGAGCCUCAAAACGUUGCACCCAGCAAAACCCUGCUUCUGCAUAUUGAGGGGCUUUCCGCUGGCUACCCUCUGUGAGAGAACCCCUGGCAGUAGCAACUCACCUGCCAGGAUGGAGCCUGAGAUUUCCACCACCACCAGUUCUACUUAUCUCUGUUGUGCAGCAUUCGAAGGAUGGUGGAGAAACUGCAUCCUGGAAAGAGAGACAGAUAAAGCGUUUGUUUUCAUUCGACUCAGGACAAAUAGCCCUUGCAGUGAAGCUGUCAUUGGCUUCGAAUCGUGAUGGCUGUCCACUGUCAGAGGCAGGAAAUGCUUCUGAAUACAGUGGUACCUUGGUUUAAGAACAGCUUAGUUUAGUAGCACCUUAUAGACCAAGUAAGUUUGUUCUGGUAUAAGCUUUCGUGUGCAUGCACACUUCUUCAGAUGUGCAUGCACACUUCUUCAGAUUCUGCAUACGAAAGCUUGUUGUUGUUGUUUAGUCGUUUAGUCGUGUCCAACUCUUCGUGACCCCAUGGACCAGAACAUGCCAGGCACUCCUGUCUUCUACUGCCUCCCGCAGUUUCGUCAAACUCAUGCUGGUAGCUUCAAGAACACUGUCCAGCCAUCUCGUCCUCUGUCGUCCCCUUCUCCUUGGGCCCUCCAUCUUUCCCAACAUCAGGGUCUUUUCCAGGGAGUCUUCUCUUCUCAUGAGGUGGCCAAAGUAUUGGAGCCUCAGCUUCAGGAUCUGUCCUUCUAGUGAGCACUCAGGGCUGACUUCCUUCAGAAUGGAGAGGUUUGAUCUUCUUGCAGUCCAUGGGACUCUCAAGAGUCUCCUCCAGCACCAUAAUUCAAAAGCAUCAAUUCUUCGGCGAUCAGCCUUCUUUAUGGUCCAGCUCUCACUUCCAUACAUCACUACUGGGAAAACCAUAGCUUUAACUAUACGGACCUUUGUUGGCAAGGUGAUGUCUCUGCUUUUCACCAGAACAAACUUAGUUGGUCUUAGGGGUAGGCAACCUAAGGCCCAAUUGCCACAAGCGGCCCACAGGGGUCAUUUAACCAGCCCCUGAACCAAGCUAACUGCUUGGUGAGUCCCCACGCGCUUUGCUAAACUGGUGCAGUGCAGUGCGGGGACUUGCUUCCACAGUACCGAAAAUUCCAUCUGUGCAGACACAGAAGCCGGAAAUUGUGGCUGUGAGCGUGCAAUCCGGCCCAUGAAGGGAUCUCCGCUGGAGUGAACCAGCCCAUGUGAGGUAAACCUUGCUGACCCCCGGUCUAUAAGGUGCUACUGGACAAUUUUUAUUUUUAUUAUUUUUUACUGUGUCAGACCAACACAGCUACCUACCUGAGCUUAAUUUAUGAACAGCUUGGAUUAAGAACGCUGCAAACCCAGAAGUAGGUGUUUUGGUUUGUGAACUUUGCCUUGGAAGCAGAAUAUGUUUCACUUCCUGUUGAGUGUGUUCCAUUUGUAAAUUGACUCCCCCGCUGCUAUGGGAAAGCACGUUUUGGUUUAAGAACGCUUUGGUUUAAGAACGGACUUCCGGAACAGAUUAAGUUCGUAAACCAAGGUACCACUCUAUUAGUUGCUGGAAACUGCAGGGGGGGGGGUCUUGUGCUUGGAUCCUGCAAACAGGCAUCUGGUUGGCCACUGUGAGAACAGGCUACGGGAGGCUACCUUUGAAGGUGACCCAGAAAUUGCAACUAAUCCCGAAUGCGGCAGCUAGACUGGUGACUGGGAGUGGCUGCCGAGACCACAUAACACCGGUCCUGAAAGACCUACAUUGGCUCCCAGUAUGUUUCCAAGCACAAUUCAAAGUGUUGGUGCUGACCUUUAAAGCCCUAAACAGCCUUGGCCCAGUAUACCUGAAGGAGUGUCUCCACCCCCAUCGUUCAGCCUGAACCCUGAGGUCCAGCUCUGAAGGCCUUCUGGUGGUUCCCUCACUGUGAGAAGUUACAGGGAACCAGGCAGAGGGCCUUCCCGGUAGUGGCGCCCGCCCUGUGGAAUGCCCUCCCAUCAGAUGUCAAGGAAAUAAACAACUAUCUGACUUUUAGAAGACACCUGAAAGCAGCCCUGUUUAGGGAAGUUUUUAAUGUUUGAUAUUUUAUCAUGUUUUUAAUAUUCUGUUGGGAGCUGCCCAGAGUGGCUGGGGAAACCCAGCCAGAUGGGCAGGGCAUAAAUAACAAAUUAUUAUGAUGGGGAUAGGUCUUUGGUCUGGUCCAGCUACCAGGCUCUUCAUAAGUUCUUAAGUUUAAACAAAGCAAAUGAUCCUCAACAAGAUCCUAAUCGCCGCCUUUCUCCUCUACAUCUUCUCCUCCAGCCUCCCCUAAAAUCAAGUUGUCCGUCACUUCUGGAUUCAACCCUUGCGGGAACGCUAGCUGUGGGAAACCGGCGGUGCGCCCCCUAGUGGACACGGGAGCCAUGGUCUUUGUGGUGUUCGGGAUCCUAGGGGUGAACCGCUCCCGGCGCAUGGACAACCACGUCAUCGGAGACAUGGUACACCUGCCUUCUUGCUCGGGGUGGGAGGGUUUGGAGGGAUGCAAGACCCUCUCUGCUCUCCCCAGAUUAGUUCUCUGCUGCUACAAGGGACCAGGCUAGAACAAGUGGGUUGCAAAUGCGGAGAAGAAGACGAACCAGGGCAGCGAGGGAUGGUGGGAAUCGCAGUCCAAUAUGCCUGCAGAGCAUCUGAAUCUGCCUGGAGCCACAGGGGAUGGAAACUGGGAACUUCUGCAUGCAAAACAGAUACUCUUAAAGAAGAAAAUACAGUUAUAAAAGGGGAAACCAGUGAAAUUUCUAAAAUAAUUGAAAUAUACUCAGAGUCUAGAGUGGAUUUCAUGCUCUUUAUUCAGCUCAUAGUGGUGAGGAGGAAUGAAAGUUUCCCCAAAGCAUCUGCUUUAUAUACAUUAUUUACACAAUGGGCUGCACGUGAUUGGCUAAUUCUGGGAUUCUCCUGUAGGCCAAUCAGGUUGUGGAUUCACUUCCAUCUGGAGCUGGAUUGGGUGGCUACUGCUGCAUUGUUCUAGGACCAAUCAGACUGCUGCAUUCUGAAUCCUAUUGUUCUAGGACCAAUCAGACUGCUGCAUUUUGGAUCCUAUUGUUCUAGGACCAAUCAGACUGCUGCAUUUUGGAUCCUAUUUAACUCAGUACCUAACAAUAAUACUAGAAACGGAUGAUCAAGAAGAUCAGUUAAAAGAGAUGUGGGAAAAGGAGACAACAGAGCAAACAGAUUAAAGCUGAGGGAAAAUACGGGAGAAGCAUACACUGAAAAUGUUUAUAAGAAUAAAAGAAAAUUAUUGGAGGUGGUAUUUAACUCCAGUCAAAUAAACAAGGAAUAUUCGGUGUUAUGUUGGAGGGGGUCCUGGGAAACAGGGAAUUGCGUUCACAUGUGGUGGGGGUGUAAAUAAGUACAAAUUGGGGGGGGGGGGCAAAGGGUUUUUAAUGACCUAACAGAAAUCACUGGGUUAAAACUGACCAGAAGUCCAGAGGGUAGCAUUAUUAUCAAUUUACGAUGGGAUGGAAGAUUCGCAGGCUAGGAAGGACUUGCUCGCAAAUUUAUUGACGGCUGCACGAAUUAUGAUAGCCAGGAAGUGGAAGGGGCAAGCAGAAUAUAAAAUGGAAGGAUCGUAUAAAGAGGUGGGAGAUAUAGCUAUGAAUGAUAAAUUAACAUGUGCCAUUAAGGUAAGACGGGGAAUAUGCAGGAGGAAUGAUUUUGAGGGUGUUUGAAGAAGGGGGUCCAACCAUCGCAAGAAAUGGUUGAAAUUUUGGGAGGUUGGAUAGUUCCAAUGGAAUGGUCUUGGUGGUGGGGUGCACAUUUUGAUUCUUAUUGUAGCCUUAUUGGAGUUCACCGAUUGGGUCUGCGUUGCUCUGGGACAGGAGGAAGGAAGUCAAAUGACACCAAGGUUGAUUCAAAGAAAGAGUUUAUUCUGCUCUCCGGAUAGCAGAAGGCACUUGUGUGAUCAAGUGCACAGCAAGUCCAAAGAAAUGACAUGCAGUUUCAUGCAGUAUAUAUAUCCUCCAGGCACCCUCUCCCUCCUUCCCAUAUAAAUCCAACCACUUCAGCCUAUGUACGCAGGUUGACAUCACAUAUGUUCUUGCUCUAGUAUUCUUAACCAUAAAAGGGAAUUCCUUCCUGUACUUCUGACCAUAAAAGGAUCUUCCUCUUCCUACUCUUAUCUUGGAGGAAGAGGUCGUCAUCUCCGAGAACACGCUUUGGCGUUGUUCCGGACUUAGGUCUGUGCGUCUUUUGUGGUCAGCACAUAAGAUAAGGCACAGAUGUGUUUUCUCUGUUCUACUGGUGCAGUCAGGGUCAUUCUUGCCGUCACAAACUGAUAAAGGAGAGGGCUCUGAGCACAGCUGGGUUUUUGUUUAUACGUUGACUCAGAGCUCAAGUUAAUGGAUUUUAGCUAAGGAAAAAUAGGGAUUUUGGUGCAGUUUCAAACUGCCUGCACAGUCAGUUUUGGGUUUGGGAAACCCAUUCCUUCAUUAUUUAUUUAUGGUUAUUACUUUGUCAAAAAACACUACCAAAAAACCCUGAUUCUCUACCCCUGAGCUCACCAGCCAUUUUGCGUGGGAUGCUGCCAUCGUACCAUUUCCUGCACUGCAGGUACCGUACAGGGCUGAGGGUCAGUCUGGAUGACACGCACCCCCGGGGUGCCCUUUCCAGCAACGUCUCUGUUUUCCCGACUUGAUCCCGUUGCCUCAUGUGUUUGUCUCUUUCUGUUUGUGUCUCCUUGUGAAAGGGCAGCGUCAUCUAUGAUGACGGCUUCGACCUCUUCAAAGAGAUUGGCAACCUGUGCAGGAUCUGCAAAGCUAUUGCCGGCAACGUGGAGCUGGUCAAGCCGGGAGGAGCCCAGUGCCUGCCCUCAGGUAUGUCGCCUCCUCUUCCAGUGUUGUGGCCCACCAUUUGGAGUAGGGGGGUCUUUGUUAUCACAGACGCAUGUAGGACCGACAGGAAAGGGGAGGGAGCCAGUGGAAACUACUGGGGUCCAGGUUCCAGCUACCUUGCCUCUGCUUCUGUCCUUCUCGGUAGUCUCAAGUGAGGAUAGCUCAGUCGGUAGAGCAGGAGACUCUUAAACUCGGGGUUGUGGGUUCGAGCCCCACCUUGAGCAAAAAGAUUCAUGCAUUUCAGGGGGUUGGACUAAAUUUAUACCCUUGUGGUCCCUUCCAAUUCUACGAUUCCAUGAUCGUUUGCCCAAUUGCUUGUGACAUCCAUUGUAAAAUCGGUGAAUUUCAAAGAAAAUAAUAAUGCAUACUGUCAGGGAACAGCCAUCGGCUCAGGGGGGAGAGGGGGAAAGCCGGAUGGAUUACAGAGAGCCCCCAAAGAUCGUGGGAAGCAGCUCCUCCUUCCGCACCUAGAGGGGAGGCGCAGACUGGGCGUCAAGAAACUACUCUGCUGGGGAAGGUUUAAGGACCGCCCACUCACAGAUUCGGCCAGUGAAUGAUCCAGCCACGGGAGAGUGGCGCUCUGGACAGAUCAAGUUUAUUUUGGCAUCAAAAGCAAGGCUUCACAGCCGAGCAGGGAGGCAUUUGCCUGCUUGCUCUCGAGCAACCCCUUUGAAACCUAACACAUACGUAUCAUUUUUAUUUCCAAAUGUUUAUUCCUAGAUAGAUAGAUAGAUAGAUAGAUAUUUAUAAUGCUCAGUGCAUGCACAGUUCUGAGUAACGCCUUGCUAACAUGCCACAAACCAGGCAUCUCGGAGUAUUUCCAACUCCCUGUGCACUUUGACAGCACAAUCGCCACUUACUAUGCACCAUCAGAUUUGUAGGUUUUCGUAAGCGGAAACACUCCGCGAAUCCAACCAAGUUGUGUGAUACGCACAAUGUGGGUUAUGAAUGAAUGAAUGAAUCUUUCUUUGCACCAGCCAUCAGCCAUAGCAAUAAAACAACAAUACGAUACACAAAGAAUAGAAAUAAAAAGUCCAUUAUAUAAAAUACAUUUUAGGGUUUGGAAUGAAUGGUCAAAUAGUGGAUCCUAUUCUGAUGGCCGCAAUGUGGGUUAUAUAUACAUGGAUCAGGCUGAAGGGGUCCCAUCUAGUCUGGCAUCCUGUCCUCACAUUGCCCACCCAGAUGUCACUGAUGGAAAGACCUGAAUGCCAAGAUUCUCCUAUGAUAACCGCAGCUGGCACUCAGAAGCAUAGCUGCCUCCAUCAGCCCUCGUGGCUCAUGGCCUUCAAAAGCCCUCUCCGCCAUGAAUUUUUACAUUCCUCUUCCAGAGCUUUCCAAGUCGGUGGCUAUCACCGCCUCUGGUGGCAGGGAGUUCCAUAGUUUAAAUAUCCUUUGUGUGAAGAAGAACUUUUAAGCCAAGGAAUAUACAAGCCAGACAAUACUCAUUUAGUCACAGUCUCAAGCUGGAGUUCAGGAGAAGGUAAAAUAAGAACCUAAGAACAGCCUGCUGGAUGCAAUGAGGUUAAGGGAACGUUCUUUCAUAUGUGGUGGACCUGUAAAAGGGUAAAAGAGUCUUGGGAAAUAAUCCAUAAUGAAUUGAAAAAAGAUGUUUAAAGGUACUUUUGUAAAAAAACAAAAAACAGAGUCCUUUCUGUUGGGGAUAAUUCAGACUGAAAUUCCCAGGUGUCAGAAAAGGUUAUUUAUGUAUGCCACUACUGCGGUCCAUGUUUUGUUAGCCUAAAAAUGGAAAACGAAUGAGGUCCCAAGAAGAAUGGCAACUUAAGCUGAUGGAAUACAUGCAGCUUGCAGACUUAACAUAUAGAAUAAGAGAACAAGAAGAACAUACGUUUAGAGAAGAUUGGAAAAUGUUUAUUGAAUAUAUAGGGGGAAAUUGUGUACGGCAGAAAACGCUGGCAGCAUUAAGAUAAAUUCAACAGGGCAAAUAAGUUUUGAUGGAUUUAAUAAUGGAAUACUGAAUGGUAUAGUUUAUGUAAAAUAUGCGGGAAUUAAUGCUAUGCAAAAUGAACCAUGGAAAGGGAAGAAGGGAAGUCAUUGAUAUUUUAAGGAUGUUUAAAUGAGUAUUCUAAAUUGUAAAACAGAAAAUUUAGUUAAAAAUUAUAAAAAGAAAGAAAGAAAAGCCUUCUGGAUCAGGCCAAUGACCCAUCUAGUCCCGGCAUCCUGUUCUCACAGUGGCCAACCAGAUGCCUGUGGGAAACCCACAAGCAGGAUUCGAACACAAGAGCAACUCUCCACUCCUGCAGUUUUCCAGGAACUGGUAUUUACUGCCUCCAGUGUUCAUGUUAGAACACAGCCAAACAGGGUUAGUGUAGCCUUAUUAGACUUUACCGAUUGGUGGGCUCUGCGUUGCUCCCGGACGGGAGGAAGGAAAUCAAGUGACACCGAGGGUUGGUUCAGAGAAAGAGUUCUUUAUUUCUGCUCUCCAGAACAGCAGAAAGGCACUUGCGUGGUCAGUCCACAGCAAGUCCAAAGAAAUGAGAAAUUUUAUGCAGUAUAUAUAUCCUCCAGGCACCCUCUCCCCCUUCCCCAGGAAUCCAGCCACGUCAGCUUGUACACGCAGGUUGACAUCACAGAUGUUCCUGCUCCGGCACUCUUAACCAUAAAAGGGUAUUCCUUCCUAUGCUUCUGGCCAUAAAAGGAUAUUCCUUCCUGUACUUCUGACCAUAAAAGGAUCUUCCUGUUCCUACUCUUAUCUUGGAGCAAGAGGUCACCAUCUCCAAGAACACCCUCUGGCAUUGUUCCCAGACUAGGUCUGUGCGUCUUUGUGGUCAGGAUAUAAGAUAAGGCACAGACGUGUCUUCCCUGUUCUACUGGUACAGUCAAGGCCGUCCUUGCCAUCACAAACUGAUAAAGGAGAGGGCUCUGAGCACUUGUCUAUACAGCCGGGUUUUUGUUUAUACAUUGACUCAGAGCUCAAGUUAAUGGAUUUUAGCCUUACCAUGAUGGUUAUGUAUUCUGGGUUGCACAAAAAGGAACCGUACAUCUAUCUACCCCCCUGUCUUUCUAGGAUACAGUAUCUCCACUGUCCUUCAGAUGCUGCACCCAGAAUGCAAGAAUCUUCCCGAGCCAAACCUCCUUCCUGGACAGCUCUCCCACGGGGCGGUGGGGGUGAAGGAAGGCAAAGUCCUAUGGAUCUCCAUGGCCUUCGAGUCGGUGAGGACUCCCCACCCGAAUUCUGUCACCCCAUUGCAGCUGCUUUGGAUUUUGAGCCAGCUGAGCUAUAUACUCAGAGUAGACUCCUUGAAAUAAAUGGACCUGAAUUCACCCUGUCUGUGAACUUCAGUUGGGUCUGCUCUGAGCAAGACAAGCACUGAUGACAACCUUCUGUUCUUUUGUGUACUCCUUUGUGUGUGUUAUUGUCAUUGAAAUUCUACUCAAUAUCAAGCCAGAGGAGAAUUCCAAUGUAUAGUUAGCCAAGUAAAAACACAUUGCAGGAUUCCCCCAAAAUAGACCAGAGGCAAUUGUAUUUCAUUCAGCAGAGCUUUACUGCUACAGAAGGCAAAUGAGCAUAAUGGUCACAAAUCCAAUACAUUCAGGAUUGAAUCUGUCCAUAAGAAAUCCAGUUGCAGCAGGCUUAAACUUACAAUAACUUAUAAUAAGUCUAAACCUUAACACUAAGUAUGCUAUGUACAGAACAUCACAUCAGAAGGAAGAGAGAUAGAAAGAGAAAGUGAAACCUAGGCUCCUUCUGGCCUUACUUUUAUAGUUAGCAUGUCUUUGACAGAAGAGAUAAGAGAAUCAGUUUAAGGCAGCUGUAAUCAGUCUCUCUAAAUAACCCAAACAUCAGGAACCUUUCAGAACCGUCUUGAAUUAGGUCGAAUAGGAAAGAUCUCUACACAUCAGAUCAAUACUUUCUGCACUAAGAAAGUUAUCCCCAACCGCUUCAUCUUUUGAGUUCUACAAGUAAAGUUUCUAGCCCUCAUUGGGUAAGGGAGACAUAGUCAGCAGGUGCCUUGAAUAAAGAAAAGGAAGGAAGGAAGACUAUAUGAAUAGCACAAAAUAUGUGAGUAACGAAAACCCCUCCACCAUCAUUGCAGAUACAGUCACCAAUAGUGCAUGCAUCUUAAGCCAAACAUCUAAGCCCUUCAGAUGUCCAAAUAGAUCCCCACAGGAAACUAACGUCCAUUAGGAAGGAGUUCACAGAUGCAAAAUUGAUGCAACUUCAGACCAAAAAGAAUAUAUUGCAGGCUCACAGCAUGUACCUCAGCGGGGCAUCCUCAGCAUCAUUGGACAGUGACUUCUAUGAAAACGUUGUCCAGUAUAUUUGAAAUGUUGAUUUCUGCUGGAUCGAUCUCAGUUUGGAGUCUAACAAGGCGGACCCUGAGGACUGAAAUGGGAACCUCUUUCUGUCUCUCUCAGACAACCUACAAAGGGAAGUCGUCCUUUCAAACUUACUCUGACUAUCUCAAGUGGGAAACUUUCCUCCAGGAGCAGCUCCAGCAGUUCCCCGAAGGCUCAGCUCUACGCCGGGGCUUCCAGACCUGUGAGCACUGGAAACAGAUCUUCAUGGAGAUCAUAGGUAAGUGGCUUUUUUUUUUUUUUUUGCCUCCGUGUUCUGUUCAAGGAGCCACUUGGAGAACCAGGGAUGGCUGUGAAUGGGGUCAAUGGCAGCAAAUUGGGAGCAUCCAUUCGCUGCAGACAGUGUGAAUUGAGAGUGAUUUGCAUGUCCCAGUACGUUUCCAAGCACAAUUCAAAGUGUUGGUGCUGACCUUUAAAGCCCUAAAUGGCCUCGGUCCAGUAUACCUGAAGGAGCGUCUCCACCUCCAUCGUUCUGCCCGGACACUGAGGUCCAGCGCCGAGGGCCUUCUGGCAGUUCCCUCGCUGUGAGAAGCCAAGUUACAGGGAACCAGGCAGAGGGCCUUCUCGGUAGUGGCGCCCGCCCUGUGGAACGCCCUCCCACCAGAUGUCAAAGAGAAAAAUAACUACCAAACUUUUAGAAGACAUCUGAAGGCAGCCCUGUUUAGGGAAGCUUUUAAUGUUUAAUAGGUUAUUGUAUUUUACUGUUUUGUUGGGAGCUGCCCAGAGUGGCUGGGGAAACCCAGCCAGAUGGGCGGGGUAUAAAUAAUAAAUUAUUAUUAUUAUUAUUAUUAUUAUUAUUAUUAUUAUUAUUUAUUACUGUGCUCCACCCACGUGUAUUAUUUUCCCAAAGCAGGCUAGGCCCAAGGCUGCCCUGUUAAGUGAGGAUUUGAAUCCGCCGCUCCGUGGACCUAGUCGAACUUCUACACUAGAGAGCCAGUGUCAGGCUAGGACCUGGGAGAGACCAGGGUUCAAAUCCCCGCUCAGGCCUGAAGCUCGCUUGGGUCACUGCCUCUCAGCCUGGUCUACCUCACAGGGCUGUUGUAGGAAUAAAUUGGAGAUUGUAGAAAGCCAGCUUGAAAACGUUGGCAGCAUUAAGAUAAAUUUGACAAGUUUUGGUGGAUGUUUUAGCGUGUUUUUAAUAUUCUGUUGGGAGCCACCCAGAGUGGCUGGGGAGACCCGGCCAGAUGGGCGGGAUAUAAGGAAUUUGUUGUUGUUGUUGUUGUUGUUGUUGUUGUUGUUGUUGUUGUUGUUACUGGAAUAAUGAAUGGUUUAGUUUAUGUAAAAUAUGCAGGGAUUUGUAAUAUGCAAAAUGAACCAUGGAAAGAGAAGAAGGGAAGUCAUUGAUAUUUAAGAUUGUCUAAAGGAAUAUUCUAAAAUGUAAAACAGAAAAUUUAAUAAAAAUUAUAUAUAAAAAAGAGAUUGUGGGAAACCAUAUACUCCACCUUGAGCUCCUUAGAGAAAUGAUGGGAUAGAAAUGCAAAUGUCUCUCUCAUUGCUGGGGCAGCUGUGAAUUAUUCCUCUCCUGCCGUCCCAGGAUGGCUUGGCAGCAUCUAUUGACUGGGUGGGGUAUCUACGUAUUUUGAAACAAUUGUUCUCAAAGCACGUUGCAACGAAAUGAAAACUCAAGCAGUAAAAUUACAGCAAUGGCAAGAGAGCGUCAUUUAUGAGAGGGAAAGAUGCAGGUGUUCACCAGUGGCUCCCCCAAAUUGUGCACCCCACUUGUGGAGCUGUUAAGAGACCUGGUGAGCCAACAGCCUUUGACAGUUGCCAAGUCAGACUGAUUCCAGUUCGGAAUGGUUCUCCAUUGCCAAAGGGUCGAACAUAGGCUAUCAUAGAAUUCUAGAGUAGGAAGGGGUGCCGAGGAUCAUCCCCUAAAAUGCAGGAUUAUGCAGCAAUGGCAAAAAAAACCCAAAAUAGCAUCUCAUGGCCCAACACAAAAUCCUUUUAGAGGGAGAUGGGAUGUGGGACCUUCUGCAUGCAAAAAGCUGUUCCCCCAAAGAUCCAAGGCCUUUGCCUUAAGGAACAGGAAGCGGCUGCCCUAUACUGAGUCCAACCAUUGAUCCAUCUAGUUCAGUGUUGUCAGCACUGACUGGCAGCAGCUCUCUAGGAUAUUUCCAUUCCUGCCUUUGAGGUGCCUCUGGGGGCUGAGCCUGGAACCUUCUCCAAAGAAGGCAGCCUUGUUUAGGGAAGCUUUUAAUGUUUAACAGACCGCUGUAUUUUAAUACUUUGUUGGAAGCUGCCCAGAGUGGCUGGGGAAACCCAGCCAGAUGGGCGGGGUAUAAAUAAAUUAUUAUUAUUAUUAUUAUUAUUAUUAUUAUUAUUCAGAUGCUCUGUCACUUGAGCUACAGCCCUCCCUGCACCUCUUUGGACAAACAGUUUGUGUGCAUGUUUUAAACAUAAUAAAUAAAAUCUCUCCCCCCCUUUUUUUCAGGUGUGCAGAGUGCGCUGUAUGGUCUCAUCCUCUCCCUCGUGAUUUGUGUUGCUGCUGUUGCAAUCUUUACCACACACGUGCUCCUCCUGCUUUCUGUGCUGCUCACCAUUUUAGGUAGGUACCUAGUUGUGAUUUUGAAACUUUAGCUUCCUUGCCUGGAUUCCUGAGAACGCGGGAACCUGCCUGAUUGGACUAUCUGUUCAUUUGACCCAGUAUUGUCUGCUCUGACUGGCAGCAGUUCUCCAGCUAGACCUUCCUAAUGUUCAUAGUAAACUUUCAUUUCAUUACCUCUGUGUGUGUGUGUGUGCUCCCUGCAGGGGUCGUAUGCUUAGUAGUGACCAUCAUGUAUUUGUCCGGCUGGGAAAUGGGCGCAGUGGAGGCCAUCUCCCUCUCCAUCCUCGUCGGCUCCUCUGUGGACUAUUGCGUCCAUCUUGUGGAAGGCUUCCUUCUGGCAGGAGAGAACCUGCCGCUUCACCUGGCGGAGGUAGGACAGCUGUCCUUUUUAAAAAUAAAUAAAUAAGUAUUUUUUCUUGAUUUGAUGACAACAAAUGGCACAAAUCUCAAGACUAUAGAUUACAGUGGUACCUCGGGUUACAUACGCUUCAGGUUACACACUCCGCUAACCUAGAAAUAGUGCUUCAGGUUUAGAACUUUGCUUCAGGAUAAGAACAGGAAAUUGGGCUCUGGCGGUGCAGCGGCAGCAGGAGGCCCCAUUAGCUAAAGUGGUGCUUCAGGUUAAGAACAGUUUCAGGUUAAGCACAGACCUCCGGAACGAAUUAAGUACUUAACCCAAGGUACCACUGUACUCCAACGUGAUCUGUGUGGGGCUUCCCUUACAUUUGGACCAGAAGCUGCAGUUAGUGCAAGAUGCUGAAGGAGUGAGACCCUCUUGUCCUGGUUCACUACUGGGACAAAUUCAAGGUUUGGCUAUUAGUAUAAGGUAAAGGGACCCCUGACCAUUAGGUCCAGUUGUGGCCAACUCUGGGGUUGCGGUGCUCAUCUCACUUUAUUGGCCAAGGGAGCCGGCGUACAGCUUCCGGGUCAUGUGGCCAGCAUGACUAAGCCGCUUCUGGCGGACCAGAACAGCGAACGGAAACGCCGUUUACCUUCCCACCAGAGCAGUACCUAUUUAUCUACUUGCACUUUGACGUGCUUUCAAACUGUUAGGUUGGCAGGACCAAGGACCAAGCAACGGGAGCUUACCCCGUUGUGGGGAUUCGAACCUCUGACCUUCUGAUUGGCAAGUCCUAGGUAUCCCUGUUUACCAACAAGAACACCUUACCCCAUAAUAAGGACGUGGGUGGUGCUGUGGUCUAAACCACUGAGCCUCUUGGGCUUGCCGAUCAGAAGGUCAGCAGUUCGAAUCCCUGCGACGGAGUGAGCUCCCGUUUCUCUGUUCCAGCUCCUUCCAAUCUAGCAGUUCGAAAGCACGUCAAAGUGCAAGUAGAAAAAUAGGUACCGCUGUGGCAGGAAGGUAAACAGUGUUUCCAUGCGCUCUGGCUUCCGACACGGUGUUCCGUGUCCACAUAACCCAGAAAGCUGUCUGUGGACAAAUACUCACUCCCUCGGUCUGAAAGCGAGAUGUCGCAACCCCAUAGUCGCCUUUGACUGGACUUAACUGUCCAAGGUGUCAGGGACGCACCGGUGGUUUCACGUUUCCUGGAGGGAGGUGGGAACCUGGGAGCAGAAGACCACGUUUCCUGGAGGGAGGUGGGAACCUGGGAGCAGAAGAAGUGGACGAGAUGCCUGAGGGGGAGGGAGAUACUGAGGAGAGAGCGGUUGGAGUAAGCCGAAAGGAGGAGGCAGGAGGCAGGAAGGGCUAGAGAGCCAGGAAGAUCACAGGAACAGCAAGGGUUAAGCUCAAGCUCAGAAUUGGGGGAGAGGUUUGCUAGUGUCCUCACAAGAUGUGUGGAGAAGAGGAGGGCGGAAAGGCCAAGCGGGAAACUUUGUCAUUUUAUGAGUUGCUGGAGUUAUGAGUUGCUGGAGGGGCAAAUGCAGGCCUCAGCAGAGAUCUGAACUGAGUGACUCUGAUGGAUGAUAACGAUGUGCUAAUGACUCAUUGUAAAUACAGUCAUACCUCCGGUUAGGGAUGCUUCAGGUUGCAUUUUUUCAGGUUAUGGACCCGCCAAAACCCAGAAGUACAGGAACGGGUAACUUCCAAGUUUUGGCGGUCGCCCAUGCGCAGAAGUGCUAAAUCGCGCUUUGUGCAUGUGCAGAAGUGCCAAAUCACAACCCGCGCAUGCGGAGAUGAGGCACUACAGGUUGUGAAUGCUGCUGGUUGCGAACGUGCCUCCUGCAUGGAUCACAUUCACAACCCGAGCGUCCACUGUAUUGUAAAUAAAGACUAUAAAAACGUCAAGAGGCUUCCGUGGUGAUUGUUGUGAAGAGAGGAAGCCCACAGCUCUGACACAGGGGUCCUUUACUUUUACCUUUUUACCCCAUAAGUGCUCACUCAACCGCUUUGAUCAGGCUUGUUACAGGUGCCAUGUAAUACCUAUUCCCAGGGCUUUUCCCCCCCAGCCAGAGCUCAGCUCAGGUGGGCAACAUUGCCGUUCUAAGAGAACAAGGGAGAGGUUCAUGGUGAGCUCCAGCAUCUCUUUUCUUCCUAGAAGAACAGCACUGCCUGUUCCACAUUUGUAAGAAAAUGGAGUUUUAAACUUGGGAACUCCCUACCCCUUGAUACACAAGCAGACACCUGCUCUAAAAAAAUGUUAUCGUUUGGACAAACCUAUCCAGAUGUUUAGCUCAGACUACUGCAAUGCGCUUUACGUGGGGCUACCUUUGAAGGUGACCCAGAAACUACAACUAAUCCAGAAUGCAAUAGCUAGACUGGUGACUGGGAGUGGCCGCCAAGACCACAUAACACCGGUCCUGAAAGACCUCCUUUGGCUCUCAGUACGUUUCCGAGCACAAUUCAAAGUGUUGGUGCUGACCUUUAAAGCCCUAAACGGCCUCAGCCCAGUAUACCUGAAGGAGCAUCUCCACUCCCAUCGUUCAGCCCGGACACUGAGGUCCAACGCUGAGGGCCUUCUGGUGGUUCCCUCCCUGCGAGAAGCAACAUUACAGGGAAGCAGGCAGAGGGCCUUCUCGGUGAUGGCGCUGCCCUGUGGAACAUCCUCCCAUCAGAUUUCAAUGAAACAAACAACUAUCUGACUUUUAGAAGACAUCUGAAGGCUGCCCUGUUUAGGGAAGUUUUUAAUACUUGAUGUUUUAUCAUGUUUUUAAUAUUCUGUUGGAAGCUGCCCAGAGUGACUGGGGAAACCCAGCCAGAUGGGUGGGGUAUAAAUAAUAAAUUGUUGUUGUCGUUGCAAUUUGACGGCAAGUUUAAAUCUGGCUUUGGUCUGCUGCUGAUUUAGAUUUAGGGGAUGCCCCAGCUCAGUGUUGACACUUUUAUCUUAUUUUGUAACACACUUUCCCCCCCCCUUGUGUUUCCUCCUUUCAGGACCCCAACUCCAGCCGCCAGUGGAGGACGAUCGAGGCGGUCAGCCACGUGGGCGUAGCUAUCGUUUCCAGCGCCAUCACCACCGUCAUGGCCACCGUCCCCCUCUUCUUCUGCAUCAUCGCCCCCUUUGCCAAGUUCGGCAAGAUCGUGGCCCUCAACACGGGGGUCUCCAUCGUGUACACGCUGACUGUGAGCACCGCCCUGCUGAGCAUCAUGGGGCCCCCCUCUUUCACCCGCAGCCGGACUUCCUUCCUGAAGGCCCUGGCAGGGGUGCUGGUGGCCAUCGGGGUGGGGCUGUGCCUUUGCCUGGUGCUGCUCAGAAGCGGAUUCAAGAUCCCUCUGCCCAAUGGGACAGUCCUAUAG